UGAUGUUAUUAUUAUUGUUGUUGUUGUUGUAGCUUCGUUGCGUGAGAAAAAUCAAUUUUGCAUUUGGGCUGCCAAGCGAAGCGGCAUUAGCGAAGCAGGACAAAAGGACAAGGCUGUGGCUAGCGAACCCAAAUGACAUUUUGGCCCAACGACAAGCGUAUUAGAAAACCGAUGCUAUCAUGGCCGAUAGCACAGAUCCAGGCAGGCAUAAGGAUCCAACCAUAGAUGCCGGCGCUAGCAUGGAUGUGGGUAAGGACGUGCCCCCAAUACCAGCUGUUCGACGGCGCCAUGCGCAUGAGCAGAAAACCACAGAGAAUGUCGAGCAGCAGGAAGAGACAUCGGCAACCAAACAGCUGGAGACGUCCACAGUGACGCGUACGUAUAUGAAGACCAUUACCACGUCACUGACCACCUCCAGCAGUACCAGCGAUCUACAAUUGGGGACACCGCCGCAACGCCUCCGCCAGAAGGUGGCCCAAUACGAGAAGGUGUGGUCCGAUGGCACUGGCAAACGCCCGGCCGACCUGGGCACAGAUGAGCUGCGUCAGCAGCAAAUGGACGAUUACGACGAGGAGAAUCCGUUCGACAUUGAUGUGCACGAAAUAGAGCGACGAUUGCGUGAGGAGCGACAACGUGGCCUGGCCGAAGCGGAGGCAGCUAAGUUGGCCUUCCAGCAGGUGCAUCUGCGUCACACGACUCCGCGGCGAGUCGAAGUGACCAGCGAGCACACGGCCAGUCCGUUCAAUGUCACCUUGAAGACCACCAGCCGCAUAAGUCCGGGCGCUGAGCUGGGCAAUGUGGAGGAUCAGCUGUCGCCUUUCAAUGUCACCUUGCGCACCACGCGACGCACUGUGAAAAAGGAUUUGUCUCGCCAGAUGGAGCUGGAGCGUUUUCUGGACGGCGAGCGCACGGUGCGCGAAGUGCAGGCGGUGGAUGGCGUUCGCACCAUCAUCACAUCCUCGAGGACCAGUGAUGGUGGCUAUGCCGAGGAGAAAAUCUAUCGCCAUGGCGAGGGCUAUGUCUCGCCGCGAGAUUCACCCUCCUGGUCACGUUCCAGUGUGUCCAGCGAGCGUUCGAGUGUCACUUCGCCGCACAGCGUCGAUAUGACCGCGGGUGGCCGUCGUAUAUUAAUCAAAUUGGAGGAUGAGCUGGAGUCGCCGCUAGCCGGUGGUGAGCAAGGCGAGCAACACGAUGAAACUGAUGGCUCGGUCCGUGCACGCAUUCGUCAAUUUGGUGGGCACGACGAGGACGCUAUGGCAACGGGUAACAUUGACAUUACCGUGGGUAGCAACCCACGCAGGCGUCAGCGUUUGUACCAACAAACAACGUAUCAAGUGGGUGGCAACGAAACGCCACAACAACACCAGGAGCAACAGCAACGGCAGCGAGCUAGCCGUCCCAGCGAACUGUCAUGGCAAACGGGAAAAUCAACAACAACAACAUUGCUAACAUCCACGCCGAUUGGCACGAAGGAGCAACCGCAAACAGUAACGCCGGACGAGGUGUUUAGUCCAGCUGCAACGUGCCAAUUGCGCGGUUCUUCGACGGAAGAAUCACGAAAAAUUGUUAGCCACAAAACGAUAAACAGCACAACAACAACGACCACACAAUCCGAAAGGUCCGAGCGGUCCUCCACAUCCUCAACGUCGCGUAAAUCAAUCGGUUUUAUUGACUCGAAUGCGAGUCCGAGUAACGCUGGCAAUAUCUCGUUUACCGCCUCGCAGAUACGCAUCAGCGACGACGCGAACGUCGACGUCAUCGAUUACGAUUCGGAUACUGAGGGCGUGCCGGCCAGCAGUCUUGUGAUUGUGUCCACGCCCACGCGCUCAACAACGCCCUCGUCGGCGCAUGCAUUGAGCGGCAUCGGUACUUUUAGCAAGAGUCUGCGUCAGGAUAAUCAGACUCAAGCGCAACAAAGUAACCGCAGCACCCACACCAACGAACCCGAACACGAAUACCAGGAGUUCCAAUCCACAAUGGCGUCGAUCAAUUUCGCACGCAGUAAUUCCCAGUACGACAGCCACAUCAAGGAAAAACGAGAGGAGCAGGAACGUGUGCAGAAGAAGACAUUCACUAAUUGGAUUAAUUCAUACCUAUUGAAGCGUGUUCCACCGCUUCGUAUUGAUGAUUUAAUCAAUGAUUUGCGCGAUGGCACGAAACUCAUCGCACUGCUCGAAGUGCUGUCCGGCGAACGUUUGCCCGUGGAGAAGGGCCGCGUCCUGAGACGUCCACAUUUCCUUAGCAAUGCGAAUACGGCUCUGCAAUUUUUAGCCAGCAAACGCAUCAAAUUGGUCAAUAUUAAUCCCGCAGAUCUGGUGGAUGGGAGACCACCAGUUGUGUUGGGUCUGAUAUGGACGAUUAUAUUGUACUUCCAGAUCGAGGAGAAUAGCCGCAACCUAGAAUAUUUGGGUCAUGGUAUUGGCGGUUCGGUUAGCUCGCUCGACAGUGUUGGCAAGCAUAAGGCUGGCGGUGAUCUAAGAGCCGAGAAAUGGAAGCAAGGUGCCAAGAAAACGCUACUCAAUUGGGUAACGAAUGCCUUGCCAAAAGACAGUGGUGUAGAGGUUAAGGAUUUCGGCGCUAGCUGGAGAGAUGGCGUCGCUUUCCUCGCACUCAUCGAUGCUAUCAAAGCGAAUCUGGUUAAUUUAGCUGAGCUAAAGAAGACCAGCAAUCGUCAGCGUUUGGAAACAGCUUUCGAUGUGGCCGAAAGCAAAUUGGGCAUUGCCAAAAUUUUGGACGCUGAGGAUGUGGACGUACCCAAACCGGAUGAGAAGAGCAUAAUGACAUAUGUGGCGCAAUUCUUGCACAAGUAUCCCGAACCAAAGGGUGCAUCCCGUGACGAGUCGCAUGUGCAACAAGAAGUGGACGAAUUGCGUCGUUUCCUGUUGGAGAAGACCACCGAAUAUGAGCCGAUGGUCAUGAUGAGUUCGUUCCCACGUGAUUUUAGUGAAUAUCUGCUGGCACGUUCUGAAGUCGAUGCACACUUGCCUGCGUAUAACCGGCUCAAGCAACUGAUUGAGAGCCAGAGCGGUUUUCUGCAGGUCUCACGUCAAUCGUGGGAUGAGAUUAACGAGCUGUGGCAGCGUCUGCAAUACCAGAUGAUGUACUGGCUCUGGCUAUUGGACGCCGAGCUGCCCGGCGAUUUUGGUGCUGUGGGCAAAUGGCUGGCCGAGGCCGAGAAGUUGCUCAUGGACAACGAUAUACCGAAUGCGAUGAAUGAGGAAACAGCCGCUGUGAUCAGUAGAAAGCUGGAGGAGCACAAGCUGUUCUUUGCCGAUCUGCCACGCAUUGUGGCCAUGUUCGACAAUGCCAAGCGCUCGCCGCUGGCCCAACAGGUGCCACUGGAGCAGCUGCGCAACAUGGAGCGUCGCCUGCAGGAGGUGGGCCCCAGGGCUGCGGAGCGCCGGAUUCGCAUGAAAUUCCUCGAGCACAAAUGCUGUCUGAUUGCCUUCCUUAAUUUGGUGGAGAAUAAGAUGCGUGGCUGGACCGGCAAGUACGGGUCCGAGGAGAAGGUCGCCCACCAGCUGGAGCAAUAUAAGAACUUCGUAUCGCGCAACAAGAUCUUCCAGGAGUUCCAGAAGGCAUUCGUCGAUAUGCAACAAGUGGUCGAGGAGUACAAACGUGAGGGCAAUGUGGCCCGCAAGGACAUCAACGAAAUCGAUCGCUUUAUGUACGAGACCGAGGAGCGCUGGAAGCGUGUCUCCAUGGAGCUGAAAUGCUGUCAGAAUUCUCUCGAGGAGGUGGUCAAUUGUUGGCGCAACUGGAAUCAGUUGGCGCCCAGCUGCGAGGAGUGGCUGCUGCUGGCCGAACAGAAGCUGAACCAGAGCGAAGACGAUCGCUUGGAGUUCUUCCAGGACAUAACUGUGUGGAAGGAUAAAUUCGAUGCUCUGGCCAAUGCGGCAAACUAUCUGAUUGCCUCCUGCGAGGAGCCAAUUGCUCAGCAGCUGCGUCAACGUCACGGCGCCCUGGCUGAGCGCUUCGAGCGUCUCUUCGCCAAUACCAAGCAAUACAUGCAUGCUGGCGACAUCAUACGCUCACGCCAGGAGUACAAAUCUGGCAUUGAGAAGCUCUCCAAGUGGCUGCGUGGCGCCGAGAGCGUCCUGGAUCAGCGUCAAGUGCUGGGCAACAGCGAGCAAAUCCGUCGCUAUGGCGAGCAGCUGCAGCAGCUGGCCAGCGAAAUUGACGACAACGAGGAACUGUUUAAGAACAUCAGUCGCACCUUCCAGUCGCUCAUUCAGGAUCUGUCGCGCGACGAGGUCGACAAAAUGAUGAAGCUGCUCAAGCAGGAGAAGGAAUCGCUGGUGCGCAUACGCGCCCAACUGCCCGCCAAGCUGCAUCUGUUCCACCAGCUGCAGAUACAGCAGGAGUCGCUGGAAGCGGGCCAAAAGGAGAUCCACCAAUGGCUAACCGAAGCCGAGCAGCUGCUGGGCACCCACAAUCUGGCCGGAGGACGCGAAUCUAUCAAUGAGCAGCUGCACAAGCACAAGACCUACUUCUCGCGCACCGUCUACUAUCGCUCCAUGCUGGAGAGCAAGAACAAGGUGUUCCAGAAUUUGGUUAAGGCUGUCUCGGCCGAUGAUAAAAUCGACACGGCCCCAGCCGCACAGCAAAUGCAACAGCUGAACGAACGCUUCAACUAUGUCAUACAGAAUGCCGGCAAGUGGGAGCAACGCCUGGAGGAUGCUGCCGGCGGCUGGAGUAAGUUCAAGGACAACGAACGUGUUGUCAACGAAUGGCUGACACAGGCCGAGUCGAUGCUCGUGGAGAAGCACAUUGAGUCGAAGACAACAAUCGAGACGCAAAAGUAUUUCUUCGAACAAGUCAACGAUCGCUGGAUGAACGAUCUGGUGCAGUCGGCCCAGCAGCUGCUGAACACUCUGCCCAGCCAGGAGCAGCCGGCUGUGGUGCAAAGUGUGGAGCAGCUGCAGUCGCGCUGGAAGAACGUGCUUGGCCAGGCGCCGUUGCACCUGCUCAAGCUGGAAUUCCGUCUGGACGAGAAUGCGUUCUAUCAGUCCCUGAAGGAUGUUGAGAAGGAGCUGCAGCUGGAGCAACAGGCUCUGAAUCGUAACGAGGAUGUCGAAUCGAUCCUGCAGCGUAAUCAGCAAUUCCUGGUGCAACAGGACACGGUGCCACGCCUGGAGAAAUGCCUGCAGAAUAUGCAGCGCUUGGCCCAGGCGCACAGGCAACAGCAGCCCGGCGACUUUAGCCUGGACCAGGCCUACGACAAUGCCAAGGCCCAGUGGCAAAUCAUGUCCAAUAAAUUGGCCGACAUGCGCCAGACACUACAGCAAAUACCAGCUCAAUGGCAGGGCUAUCAUCUGAAGUUCGACGAGAUGAUCAACUGGAUGAACAGCGUCGAUCAGAGCCUUAAGAACAUUGUUAACGAGGUCAACACCAUGGAGGAGUUUGAAAAGGAGAAGGUCGUUUUCCAGAAAAUCUGCCAGGAUGCAGAUAACAAACGUGAGGACAUGAAGUGGCUGGUCAAAACGCUAGACUCUCUGCUCAGCUAUGCCACCGAAGAGGAGGCAAAUGUGGAGCAAAAGAAGCUGGAAGAUCUAAUUGCACGCUACAAGAACCUAAUACCCACCAUUGAGAUAACAAUGGUCAAGACUGAGGUGUUCUCCAAAUGCUAUACGUAUCGUCGCGAGGUGCACGAAGUUGUUUGCCUGCUGACCAAGGUCAAGGAUCAAACGGCCAAUAUUCCAGCGCCCGAAAGUCUGGACCGUGUCAAUCGUCUAAUUGAGGAGCAACAGUAUGCCAUCAAUCAGCUCGACCAUCAGCGGCCACACAUCAUGUCCAUGCUGCAACGUGGACGUGAUCUCAGCAAGGAUGUGCACGCCCCGGCCUUUGUCAAUGCCGAGGUGAAGAAUCUGGAGACCGGCUGGAAUCAAGCUUAUACCGAAACCGCAGAUAAGCUGCAAGCGCUCAAGGGCACUCAGGCAGUGUGGAGCGAGUUUGUCGACCAGAAGAACGAUAUCUUCUCCAUGCUGCAAACCGCUGAGACAGAGCUGCGCGCUCUGACACCACUCCAGACGGAUCCCAAGAACGUCAGCCAGGAUCUGAAGUCGAAGCGUGAUCUGAAUGUGCAGCUGCAGCAGGCAUCGCAUCAAUUGUUGCCCAAGCUGCAUGCCCUGAAAUCGGAGCUGGCACCGCUAGCCGCUGCCGAUAAGCGACCCAUACUCGAGAAGGAGGUGACCGAGGUGGAGAAGAUGUUCUUCAAUACCAUGGAGCAUGUCAAGGAUCGUGUGGGCUACCUGGAGGACUACAGUGCCAAGUGGAACAACUACAAGACGCGUCUAGCCGAGCUGCAGGAAUGGGCCAACAAGGUGGCGCCCAAGAACAUUGAGGCCUUACAAUCCGAGGACCUGACGCCAGAGGAGCGCGUCGUCAAGGUGCAGUCCUUCAAGCGUGUGCUCGGCGAGCGCAUGAAACAGCUGGAUCUACUGGCCGCUGAUGCAUCGGAGCUGGCACCCAAAGAGGGCAACGUUGCCGAAGCGAAACGACUCAAGGGUGAGAUCUCCAAGCUGCAGGAGGUGCUCAGUGCCAUCAAUCGCAAUGUGGACCAUCAGGCACAGACCGUGCAGGAGGAUCUGAUCAACUGGCAGCAAUUCCAGGCCGGAUUGCAACAGAUCAAGCCCGCUGUGGAGCAAAGCGAAGUCAAGGUAAAUAAUAUAGUUCCUAAGCCUAUCACACUUGACGAAGCCGUUGCCUUGCAACAAAAUGCCAAACAAUUUGAAACACAAUGCCUGGAGCAAUUGGACAAACUCCAUGGCAUAUCAAACAUCAGUCAUAAAAUGUUAUGCAAAACCAAUGCCCCCGAUGAGUUAGAUGCCAUGCACUCCCGCUGGACAGCGGUCCAUGAAAACGCGAAACAGGCGAGCGCCAAGCUCGAAAAGCUCGUCGCCAAUUGGAAGUCAUUCGAUGGCGAUGCCACCAAAUUGGAGGAUUGGAUUGAUCAGGGUGCACAGCAGAUGGGUAAGCGUCCGGCUGUGCUAAAUACUCCGCACAUUGACAAGCUCGAAAAGGAGCUGGUCAAGCUAAAGUCCUUCAACAAUGAGAUAUCUCAGCAGCAGGCCAAGUUGGUCGCUCUUGGCCAAAAUGCCGAUCAAAUCAGUUUGCAUCUGGCGCCAGAGGGCGCUGUAGCUGUCAAGGAUCGCGUCAAUAAUAUGAAGGGCAAAUUGCAGAAGCUGUCAGAGGCCACACGCGGCAACAUCAAUGAGGUCUCCGAUGCGAUUAUUUCGCGUCAAGACUUCAAUGCCAAAUUGGUCAACUUCUCCAACUGGAUGGAGCAGUUGCGCAAUCAGGUUACACAGGUCGAGGAAAUCAAUCCGGAGCGCGUCGAGACCAGUUUGCAUGUCAUCCAUGCACUGCUGCAGGAGCAUGCCGACAAGAAGCCCAGUUUCAAUGCCAUCUACGAUGAGGUCAAGCAGCUGGCACUGGGCGCUACUCCAGAAGAAUCCAACGCACUGAAUGAUGCGUAUACCGCCCUUGUGGUGAACUACCAGAACUUGGAGUCGAACAUGCUGCAAAAGAAGGCCGCACUGGAGAAGUGGACCGAGCUUUUGGGCUGGAAACAUGAUACUGAAUCGCACUUGAACUACUUGAAGCAUCAGUUGGAGAAGCCCGAAGGACCCUCUGUCGAGGAGCUAAAGAAGGCCAUCGAUGAAAUCGAUAAUCUGGGUCAGGGUCUGAGCUACUGGAAGGGACAAGCCAAGGAGAUCGAUGAGAAUCCAGCCAUACAGCUACGCGAUGCACUCUCUCGUCGACCACUGAUCGCCACACAGAUCGUUAAUGAUUUGGAAAACAAGUUGGAGAAUCUGAAACUCCGUUCGCAGAAUCAACAGCAACAACUGCAGCAGAUGACUGUGCGCAAAGACAAGUUCCAUGCACUGGAGCACAACUUUGGUCAGGCACUGCAGGAGAACCGUGAAAAGCUCGACCAAAUUCUCAAGCAACAUCCCAAUUUGAAUAACAUUGAUCAAAUCAUUGCCGAUCUUGUGGCGCUGAAUGAUGCGCUCAAGUAUCAGGCAGACCUGAAGGAUCGUAUUCACGACGAGGGUUCUCUACUGAUGCGUGAGGAUAUUGCCAGCAUGCCGGCCAUUCAGGAGAGUCUCCUGGUGCUGGAUAAGAACUACGAUUCGCUGCAAAAUGAAAUAGCUGAUCGCAUACAAAAAUAUAAUCUCAUCAGCCAGGCCUUGCGCGAGUACGCCGAGUCCAAGGACAAGUUCUCCAAGGAACUCAAGAAAGCCGAAGACUUGUUCAAUGCCAUACCCCAACAGCCAGGCGAUGAAACCGCUCUGCAUCAGGCGUCUGAGAAGACGCGUAAGACUAUGGAGCAGCUGCGCAAAUCCAAGAUGAAUCUCGAUGAACUCGAACGCCGCGGCAACAACGUGGCUAAAUUGUUUACAGCCAUUGGUGAGCCGGUGCCCCAAGAGGUGCAGCAAGAGGUUGCCGCUGCCAAGCAGCAGUGGCAGGACCUGCACGACAAGACGGCCAAGAAUGCGCAUGUCUACGAGACGGAAGCCGUCAUUUGGUCUCAAAUUGAGGAUGCCAAAAAGGAUCUGCUACCUUGGCUCUCGGAAACCAAUCAGGGACUAUGCGAUGCUGCCGAUAAUUCAAUCGAAAUCGAAUUCGGACCUAUGCGUCUAAGCAAAUAUCGCACCGAGCUGCCGUCCUAUCAAGCCCUUAAGGAUACAAUCCUUGAGAAAACCAACGAUUUGAUCAAGAUCAACAAUGGACAAGAGAUACCCGCCCUGAGUGCACUCAAUCAGCUGCUGGGCGAGCAAUUCGCCGAGGUGAGCAACAAUGCCGAGCGGUUGAGCGCCGUCACCACAUCGUUUGCCGAUCAGGAACAGGAGCUACGCCGACGCAGCAAGGUGGCCGGCGAGCAGGUGAGCAAGCUGCGCGAACAGCUGAUCAAAUGCGACGAUAUGUCUGGCGAUAACAACAAGAUCAUGGAACGAUUGCUGCAGUGCCGCGCACUGCGCGCUCAACUGGAUCAGAGUGGCAACGAAAUCGAAAACAUCAAACAAAAUGUGGAUGAACUGCGCAAUCUAUAUCCCACAUUCAAUGAGUCCAUCAUACCCAAGGAGCUGAACAAUGUGCAGAAACGCUACGAGGGCGUCGAUCUCUAUGCCAAGAAGAUUGAGAGCUCGUUGCUGCAGUUCCUCAAGAAGUUCCACGCGGACAAGGUGGGCAUGCUGAAGCGUCUGAUUGCCACGCAGCGCGAAAAGGUCGCAUGGUGUCAGCCAGAGUCGACAAGUGACAAAUACAACCUGGAUGUCAAGAAGUCCUCGUUGCAGGAGGUCAGCAAGAGCAUUGACGACUGCAAGGCACGCCAUGCUGAAACCCUGAGAUCCCUUGAGAUGCUGAAGGCCGUGGAAACUCCAGAAAACCUGGCCGAGUUGAGCGCCGAUGCUGAGCUCAUGGGCAAGGAAAUGCAAGCGUUGCAGGAUAGCUUUGAUCGCAUCAAGGACAUCCUGAAUGAGAACGUUGAUCUCUGGACACAGUAUGAACAAUCAAACGAGCAAAUCUCCAACUGGCUGCGUGAUGUGGAAGGUCGCGUUAAGGCGGAGACCAGCAGUCAGGUGAAUCUGCCCGAGGUGCCGCAGAAGUUGCAGGAGCUGGCCAUCCUACAGCAGGAUGUGCUCGCCCAUGAGCCAAUCAUCAACAAUUUGGAGCGCACGUCACAGCAGCUGAUCGAAAAGAAUCCAGAGGCGCGUAUUGGACAGUUCGUUACGCAUUUGGUGCAGCGCUACCAAACCGUGGCCAAGAGCCUUGCCGGACACAUUGACAAAAUACGCAAUGCUCAGCUGUCGAAUGCCAACUUUGCCAAGGCAUCGAAAGAUUUUAACGAAUGGUUUGGCGAUGCCAAGAUUGAGUUCCAGGAACUGGCGCGCAUGGGAUCUCCGGGCUCUUCGUCAGCUACGGCCCAACAAUUGCAGACCAUCAAGAACUAUCUGAAGACCUUCGACAAUGGUCAACUGUUGCUAAACAAUGCUGUCGAUAUUGGCGAGGGUCUUUAUCCAGUCGUCUCGCCUGAGAAUCGGGAACGCAUUCGAGCGGAUCUACGUCAAAUGCGUGAGAAAUACGAUUAUUUGCGCGACGAGGCCAAUGCAUUGAUGCAACAGGUUGAGGGCGUACUCAUACAAAAGACAUCCAUUGAAGAGAGUUAUACUCAGGUGUCGCACUACCUGAACGAGUCCAAGGCUAAGGUGACGGCAGCCGAUGAACUCUAUCCCACACUGGCAGCCAAGAAAGCAGCUCUUCAGAACUAUAAAACGCAAUUGCAGGAAAUCACAUUGCACAAGAAUGCGCUGAAGCAGCUGCACGAUAAGGCGGUAACACUAUGCGAUGAUGAGUCAGAGCGUAAAACGGAUGAAUCCAUUCAGGAAUAUAAUACGCUAUCAAAGCAGAUUUCGGAUCGCAUUAAUACCGUCGCCAAUCAAGUGUCCCAGCACGAAGCCUAUGAUCAGGUGCUGGAGAAGGCGCAGGAUUGGCUCAACACCAUCAAAUCGGAGGCAAUCGAUAUUUUGAACGAAACCACAUUCGAGAAGGAGGGCGCCGAGGAGAAAUUGAUUGUCGUUGAGAAUUUGCUGCAGCAUAAGCCCGAGGGUGAUUCCAUUUUCGAGACAUGCCACAAUCUGUUGCAAACGGUGCUGAAGCAAACCCAUCCCAAUGGUCAUCCGGCGCUGCUAAAGGGCUUUGAGGAGCCGAAAAAUGCAUGGGAAGAAUUCAUGUCGCUCUGCCAGGACUCGCAAGUGAAGCUCAAGCAGCUCUGCUCCAAGUGGGAUGAGUUUGACUCCAUUAUCGAAGAGCUCGACAAUUGGAUGAAGAAUGUUGAGGCUGUGGUAAAGAAUCAAAGUCUGAAGAGCACAGCCGAAGCUAAGAAUGCUCAUUUGAAGCAACUGCAAGAGAGUGCCAAGGAUAUUGAACGUCGCGGCGUAGCCAUAAAUAAGCUAAUGGACCAGGGACGAGAAAUUGAAGGAGAAACCGAUUUGAAUUUGAAACUUUCUCGCCUAAACACACGCUAUCAGACACUGAAGAACCUGUGCAAGGAAUCAAUUGCCAAGUACGUCAACUACGUCAAGGAUCACGACAGCUUUGACGCGGACUAUGAUAAAUUUAAGCAGGACUUGCAAAACUGCGCCAACGAGCUGGCCAAGACAAAUGAAAUCGUUGGCGAUCAGAGCGUAUUGCAGGAUCAGCAAAACAAAUUACGUGAGAUGUCUGACAAGCGCAUUGUUGACUCCACUGUCUUUGAGAGUCUGAUUGAUCGCGGCGAGAAGCUCUAUGGCCACACGAGUCCUGAGGGUCGUGAGAUCAUACGUCAACAGCUGCGCUCCCUGCGCACCUUGUGGGACAACUACACGGAUGAUCUGAACUCAGCUACGCAUAAGAUUGAUCAAUGUCUGCUGCAAUUCAAUGAGUUCACCAUAGCUCAAGAUCAGCUAACCAAGUGGCUCAAGGACGUCGACAAGGCCAUGCAGAGUCAUACGGAACCGAAGACAACGCUCCAGGAGAAACGCGCUCAGCUGCAGAAUCACAAGCUGUUGCAUCAAGAGAUCACCACGCACAAUGUGCUCGUUGAUAAUGUAUGCGACAAGGCGCAAAUCUUGGUGGACCAAAUAAAGGACAACUCCCUGAACGUUUAUCUGCAGUCGAUCAAGCAGCUGUUCCAGAAUAUUGUGCAAAAGUCCGAUGAAAUACUGCAGAAUCUGGAGAACUGCGUGCAGAAGCACAGCGAAUUAAAUAAUGCGUUGAGUUCUGCUAAGACUUGGAUCUCGAAUGAGAAGGCCAAACUGCUGGAGUGCGAUGAUUCCUACGGCGAAAAGGCAGAUAUAAAGCGUAAAAUUGAAACCCUUGGCCAAUUGGCGCAAAAUAAACCCCAGGCAAUUAAACUAAUAAGCGAAAUUCGUGCGCAAUUUGAGACUGUGAAGCCCGCCACCUCCGAGAAGGGCAUUGAGGUGCUUGAGAAGGAAAUCGAUGAGCUGGAAACAACAAUGAAGAGUCACUUUGAUGACAUCGAGGGCAUCGAGGGCAAGCAAAAGGAUGUACUCUCACAGUGGGAUACAUUUGAGCAGAAUCUGGAAGAGCUCACCAAAUGGUGUCGCAACGCUGAGGCCGUGUUCCGUGAGCAGCAGCUGAAGUCAACGUUGCAUGAGAAGGUCGAGCAAAUGGAUAAAUACAAAAUACAGCGAGAGCUCAUACUGCAAAAGGAGAAGGAAAUCGAUGCCUUUGGCGAUACGGCACAUGCCUUGCUCAACAACUGCGGUGCAGAUCGGCUGAAGACGUUGACAACGCAAAUCACAAAUCGUUAUCAACUGCUGCAGGUGUUGAGCAAAGAGGUGGUCAAUCGCUGGUCCAAUCUGGUGGACGAUCAUCAGUUCUAUCAGGACAAAUAUAACGAGGUGGACUUGUGGCUGCAGCCGAUUGAGACGCAGCUGGAAAAGGCACUCAAGGAUGAGCCCACACAAAGCUCCAAUAUACUGCAGGUUUUACUCUCGGAACGGGAGCAGGCCGAGAUCUUGUUUAGUGCAUUGAACGCUGCCGGAGAGAAGGCUUUGCCCGAGACAUCUACACAGGGCAGAGAGAAGAUUCGCAAGGAUUUGCGUGACAUACGCGAUCGUUGGGAUAAACUGGACGAAGGCAUUCGUAAUUUGGAGAAACGUCAAGAGGCACAAUCCGUACAGCUAUCCAGCUACCAAGAUAUACUGACCCAAACAGUCAACUGGUUGGAUCAGGUUGAAAAGUUGCUGCACAAUGAGAACCCAGCCAGCUGGACCAGCGCACAGGAAAUCCGCUCCAAGCUGUAUAAAUACAAGGCGACCAACCAGGACAUCAACUCGCACAAGCGCAUUGUCGAGGCUGUCAAUGAGAAGGCAGCAGCUCUACUGAGUAGCGCCGCCCCAGCCAAUGCUGAUGAGAUCGCCAAAUCUGUGGCUGAUAUCAACAAGCGCUAUGAACAGGUUGGCCAGGAUUGUGCUAAGCUGGUUGCAGAUCUCGAUGCCGCAUUCGAGGUAUAUCAGCAGUUCAGUGAGCUGCAGAAAGCACAGCAGGAUUAUCAAAAGAACCUAUGGGAUCGCCUGACCGGCUACUCUGACUACUCGGGCAACAAGGCUGCUCUGCAGGCGCGUCUCCAAAAGAUCAAUGAAAUCCAGGAUGCUCUACCAGAGGGUGUUGCCAAGCUGAAAGCCCUUGAGGAGCACAUCGAGCAGCAUGCGAGCAGCAUUCCAGCUCGCUCUAAGGAAGCCAUGACACGUGACUUGGCCAAUUUGCAUGCUGAUUUCGAAAAGUUCGGCGGAUCGCUGAGCGAUGUGAAGAGCGGUCUGGAGAAUCGUUUGCAGCAAUGGAACGACUAUGAGAUCGAUUUGGAUCGCUUGAUCAACUGGCUGGGCGAAGCUGAGAAUACGCUCAAGAACUACAACCUAAAGAACUCGUUUGAGGAAAAGGAAGAUCAGUUGAAUCGCUUCCAGUCCAUGACUCAGACUCUGCGCCAGAACGAAGCUGACUUUGAGAAAAUGAAGGAUGACACCUCAGAGUUGGUGCAAAGUUCGGGCGAAACGAGAAUCGCUGUUAAUGUGCAACAGGUUUCAUCGCGUUUCCAGUCCAUCCAAGCAACUGCAAAGGAAAUACUCAAGAAAUGCGAACAAGCUGUUCAGGAUCAUUCUCAUUUCAACGAGAAGUACAAGCAAUGCGCUGACCUGUUGGCCAAUGCACAGGCGCGCUACGAUGACUGCAGCGAUUUGUCUACGGUGGCAUCACGCGAUGAUCUGCUCAAGAAACAGCUAAUCAUCCAGGAGCUGCUGGCACAGCAGCCCACAGCAACACAGCUGCUGAAUAGCACCGUCGAGCUGGGUGAGAAGUGCUACAGCUCCACAGCCACCGAAGGACGUGAGGCCAUACGCAGUCAACUGAAUGAUCUUACCUUUGAUCAGCUGUUCGAUAAUAUUGCUAGUACAGCUCGCAAGAUACAGGAUAAGAUUGCCAAGUGGUCAGGCUUUGAUGAGACCGCUGACAGUCUGAAGAGCUGGCUCGACAAUGUGGAGCGUGAACUGCCCGCUGAAAUUGAGCUGAAGACCACGCUGGACGAGAAACGCAACAAGCUGCAGGCCUAUCGUGAUGUGCUGAAUGAUAUCUCCAAUCACCAAGUGGAAGUUGGCAAUCUCCAGGAGAUUGCAGCGAAUUUGCCCGAGAAAACUGAACAUGUGGAUCAGAUCCUAAAGGAUAUCACAGAUCGUUUUGGCAAACUGCAAAAGCGCGCCCAAGGCUAUGUGGAACGGUAUGAGGGCAUUGUGAGUGCUCAUCAGCAAUACUCCAAGGCUGUCAUGGAUGCACAGGAGUUCAUCGAUGCCACUUUGAAUACUGUGCACUACUGGGGCGAUCUGGAUUUGGAGCAAACCUCUUUGCAUACCAAUCUAGAUCGGCUGAAAAACCUGAAGGCCAGUCUGGCCGACGAGUUCCCACGCGUGGAUCAAGUCCGUGCGCUGGGCGAGAAGGUGAUCCCCGGCACCGUUGAUGUGGGUCAAGUGAAUAUCAAAUCCCAGAUCGACACAACACAACAGGAAUGGGAAGGUCUGCUGGCAGCCAUCGGCUCAACUAUCGAAGCAAUUGAUGCACGCCUGCAACAGUGGUCGGAGUAUGAGCAGCUGCGUGAUCAGUGCUUGGCCUGGAUUCGGGACACCGACAACGAGUUGCAUGCCAUCGAUCUCAAAGAGGAUCUGCCCAAGAAGCGCGCCCAGUUGGAUACACUGAAGGCACUGCAAGGUGAUGUGCGCGCCAAGGAAUUGGAAGUGGACAAUGUUACGGAGAAGGCGCAGACCUUGCUGAAGGGACCCAGCACAACUCGUUCGUCUGGCCCCGAAUUGGUUACCAAAUAUCAGCAAAUCUUCCACAAAGUCAAGGACCUGAAUAAUCGCUGGCAGCAAUAUGUCAGCUCUCACGAGGACUUUGAUAACUCCAUCAGCGAGUGCGCAUCGUGGAUAAAUGGCAUUAAGGAGAAGUUGGACUACUGUUCGGACAUGUCGUCGAUGAGUCAAAAGGAACUCGACAAGAAACUGGCCACCAUCCAAGAUGUGAUUCUGCUCAAGGACGAGGGAUCUGCACGAGUGCUGAAAAUCUUGGAGCAGGCUCAGCACGUGCUAGCAAAUACCGCACCCAAUGGCCACGAGGCCAUUAACAAGGAGCUCUCAGAGUUGCAGGAUCUCUGGUCUGGCAUUGCUCUGCGUAUUAUGGACGUCAAGGCUAAUCUUGAUGAUUCUAUCACGCAAUGGUCUGGUUUCCUGGAUCAGGUACAAAACGUGCGCAAGUUCAACGAAUGGCUGGAUGCAUUGCUCAAGGAAUUGGGUGAGCAUCAGACAACCAUGACUGAGAAACGCGCCCAGCUGGAUCGUGUCAAGUCCACGGAGGAGAAGGUUCGCGUGGAGAAAAUCGAUGUGGAUGCUCUGAAGAUUCAGGCUAAGGAAAUGAUUGCCAGCGGCCAACAGAGCCAGGCUGCAUUCCAGGCACAAAAAGUGCUGGACACGUUCGAUGAGCUGUUUGCCAAGACACAGAAAUUGUUGUCGGAUCGCCAGGAUCAGUACAGAGAUCAUCGUCUAUUCAAGGAAGCGUACGACGACCUUGUUAGCUGGAUAAGUCGAGCGCGCGAGAAAUUCCCAGCACUCAAACAGAGCAGCCUCAGCGACAAGCUGGCCAUUGAGAAUGCCGUGCAGGCCACCGAAGCGUUGCUCAAUAAGCAGGCGCAGGGCGAACUUCUGGUUGAGCAUUUGGUGCACACUGGUGAGGUGGUUCUGGCAAGUACAUCGACGCAGGGCCAAGAGAUCAUACGCAAUGAUAUACGCGCACUACGUGAUAGCUUCGAAAGUUUGUUCCGCGAGAUCAAUCAGCAGAAGGAGAACUUGGAAGUUACCAUGGUGCAAUGGCGCGCAUAUAAAGAGGAGUAUGAGCGUCUCAUGGAAUGGCUACAACAGAUCGAUAUACUUGUCAAGAACCAUAAGCUUAACCUCUGCCCCAAUCUGCCCGACAAGGAGAAGCAGGUGGCCGAUAUGCGUGAGGUGAUGUCUCGCCUGGAAAAGGGCAAGGAUGACAUUGAUAAGUUCAAUGCCUCCGCUGCGGGUCUGCUCAAAUCCCAUCUGGAUAGCUAUGUGAACAAUCAGCUGAGACACUUGGGCUCCAUGUAUCAGGUACAGGUUAAUUUGGCCAAGGAUGUGCUCAAGAAGGUCGAAACCAAUCGCGAUCAGCAUCACGAAUACGAUGCGAAUAUGAAGUCGGCCAGGGAUUGGAUAGCGAAUGCCAAGCAAACUAUUCAAUCUGCUGGCGACGGAGCUGGCUCGAAGGAGGCGCUUCAACGUCGCCUCGAGCAGAUUCAGGACCUGAUACGCAAUCGUGAAUAUGGCCAAAAUCUUGUGCACACAGCCAUCAAUAAUGGCGAGAAGAUUAUUCGUAAUACGCGCUCCGAUGGACGCGAUGCCAUUAACAGCGAAAUGAAGGAGCUGCAAACCGAUUGGGAUCGCCUGGUCAAGAAAAUGUCCACAGCCAAGGUGCAGCUAGAGACGAAUCUGCUGCAAUGGGCCGACUACAGCUCCAGCUAUACGCAGCUGCAGCAAUGGAUCACCGACCGAGAGGCCAAGCUGCAACAGGCGUGCGAGCAAAAGAUUAUCAAGUCGCAGCGUGGACAGCCAGGUCUGAGCAGUGGGCUGAGCGAACGCAAGGCCAAUCUGCGCCAGACCAACAACAUUGUCCAGGAUAUUGUCUCGUUUGAGCCCAUGAUACAGUCGGUGACCUCGAAGGCCUCUGACUUGCAACAGGGCGCACCGGCUACAGAGAUCUCCGAUAAGUACGAGAAUCUGACCAAGCAGGCCAAGGAUCUGUAUGCCAAGCAGAAGAACACCAUCGAUAGCUACCAGGCGUUGAUCGAUGCGGGCAACGAGUUCGCCACCUGGUUACGCAAUGCCAAGGAAAGACUGAGCAAGUGCUCCGAGCCAACGGGCGAUAAGCAAGCCUUGGCCGAGAAGACGCAUCAGCUCAAGAUUCUGCAGGGUGAAGUGCCCGAGGGCUCCACAAAGCUACAAAAUGCUUUGGCUCAGGGUGAGAUUGCUUGCCGCACAGCAGAGCCCGAGGAUUGCGCAAUCAUUGAACAGGAAGUCGCACUUCUACAGGAGGAGUUUGAUGCCUAUGUGGAGGCACUGAACAAGGCCAAGGACUACCUGGAAGUGGGCAUUGUCAAGUGGUCGGACUACCAAGAUCAGUAUACCGAGGCGCUCGAAUGGCUGACCAAGACGGAAGCCCUCGUACAGUCCUACAACAAGCUGCAGGACAGCCUGACCCAAAAGAAGGUGGUGCUCGAGCAAUUCCAGGGACAUCUACAAACUCUGUUCGACUGGCAGAAGACACUCGAUCACCUGAACAUGAAGGCUCAGGUUCUGCUGGAGACCUGCUCCGACACUCGCAUCAGCAAUGCCAUCAUGCAGCUGACCACCAAAUACAACGCUUUGCUGACGCUGGCCAAGGAGGUUAUGCGACGCUUGGAGCUGCACUACCAGGAGCAUCAACAACACCAUUCGCUCUACGAGGAAUGCCAGUCCUGGAUUGAGAAUACUCGCGAGAAGCUAGCCGAAUGCGAGCAAAUACCCGGCACACUGAACGAGGUGCAAAUCAAGUUGAAUACGGUCAAGAAUUUGCGGCAAGGCUUCGAAACGGGCCAGAACAAGCUUCGCUAUCUGCUGGAGCUUAAGGAGAAGGUCAUUAUGAAUACCGAGCAGAAUGGCGCAGCUAAGAUUCAAGAGGAUACCGAAUCCCUCAAGCAGGACUUUGACAAGCUGCUUGUGGAUCUGAACGAAGUGCGCCAGAAGUUGGCCAAUCGCCUGUCUCAGCUGGAGGAGAUCUUCAAACUGUACAAGAUUCUGCUCGAGUGGCUGGAGGACAUUGAGCCCAGCGUCAAGGCCAGCGAGGAGUAUUUGAAUGACCUGAGCGAAAAGCGAGCAGCGCUGGAGAAAUUCCGCGUCACACAGCGCGACAUCAAUGGACACAACGACAUUGUGGAGAAGAUCAAUGUACGGCUGCGCGAGGACAAUAGCUUGGACAAGAAUGACUUCGCGCCUGGUCUGAACAAAUUUGAUGAGCUGCAAGCGCAGGUUAACAAGAUCAUCGAAUCGCUCGAGAACCAAGUGAACAAUCACGAGAAGUACAAGCAGGCCUACAAUGAGCUGCAGGACUGGCUCCGCCGCACGCGCAUCGAGGUGGAGCAGUGCGCCGAUUGUCAUGGCGAAAAGGAUCAGGUGGAGGAGCGACUGAAUCGCCUGGGCGAUAUACAGGCAGCCUCCAUGGAGGGCAGGUCCCUGCUCGAUGCCUGCGAGGAGCUCAGCCAGGCGGUAAUCGCCACCAGUGGCAGCGAGGGUCAGGAUAAUGUGGCCCAAGAGAUCAAGCAUCUGAAUGGAGAAUGGGAAACGCUGCAGGCUCUAUCGCGAGAUGCGCGCAGCGGCUUGGAGACCUGUCUGGCCGCCUGGGAGACAUUCCUGCAAAAGUUCAACAAAAUCAAUUUGUGGAUUGUCACAAUGAGCAAGCGCGUUGCCAAAUCGCAGGAAGCUGAUAAUAAAACCACCGAAGAUUUGGUCAAUGCCAAGAAACUGCUUGACGAAGUGCUGGCUGAACGUGAGAAUGUCGAGGAUCUGAACGACAACUGCGAGCUGCUGAUGGAGCAAAGCGCCUGCACUCGCAUUCGUGAUCAAACCAUCGAGACUCAGGCCAAUUAUACGAAAUUGUUGACAUCCGCCCAGGGCCUGGUGGCCAAGAUCGAAAAGAAUCUGUCCGAUCAUACCGAGUUCCUCAACUACAAAAAGGAAAUGGACGCCUGGAUCGAGAAGGCACAGCAAGUGCUCAACGAUUGCAGCAUCGAUGGCGAUGCCUCAAUCAUUGCACAAAAAUUGGAGACAGUCAAUUCGCUGGCCUCCCAUUUGCCAGAGGGCCAGCACUUGCUGGUCAUGGUGCAGGAUGCCUACUCGAAGGCCUCGAAUAUAACACCCGAGGACAAGCAGGAGAAGUUGCGUGAGCUGAUGACCAAGGUGAGAGAAGACUGGGAUGCCUUGGGCCUGGCUGUCAAACAGAAGCUCAGCGACUUGAAGCAAGCCCAAAAUCGUUGGAAUGACUUUGCAGCCAAUAAGGAGAAGCUCGAUAAGUGGCUAAUCGAAGCCGAGAAUAAGCUGAAGGUAGCGCCUCAGACAAAGAGCGAGCUGAGCGAGAUGAAAACGUUGCUCGAGCGCUACAAGACGCUCGGCAACGAGCUCAAGCAGAAGGGCAACGACCUGGAGCAGCUGAUGUCGGAGGCACGUGACCUGGGCACCGAGGUGGAUGCCGUCAAUCGUUUGCAGUCGCGCUGCGAUAAGCUGAAGAACGAUUGUGCUGGCUACAUUCGCGAUCUGGAGCAGGAGAUGCUCGAGUAUAAUGACUAUUACCACACUAUGCAGGACGUGGAGAAAUGGCUGCUGCAGAUCUCCUUCCAGCUGAUGGCGCACAAUUCGCUCUUCAUUUCGAAUCGCGAACAAACUCAGGAGCAAAUCAAACAGCACGAGGCACUGCUGGCCGAGAUUCAAAGGUAUCAGACGAACGUGGAUGAUCUGAAUGCCAAGGGUCAGGCGCAGAUUAAACGCUAUGAGCCAACGACGUCGACGGUACGUCCGACUAUCGAAUCGCAGAUGAGGAACAUACAUGAGAGCUACAACUCGCUGCUGCAGACGUCGGUGCAGAUCAAGAAUCGUCUGUUCGAAUCGCUGGCCAAGUUCCAGGAGUACGAGGAUACCCUGGACAGUAUCAUGCGCAAUCUGGAGGCCUAUGAGCCCAUCAUACAAACCGAACUGGAUGCCCCGGCCACUAGCCUGGAGCUGGCACAGAAUCAACUCAAGUGCGCUCAGGAUAUGCAAAAUAAACUGAACAACGAGAAAUCCAGGCUGGCAGCGGCCGUGCAGGCCUGUGAAGCAGCCACAGCAUCCAUCAGCCGGCCCAGCUCGCCCCUAGAGACGGCCAUGCAUGCCAUACCCGAACGCGAACUAAUGGUGCGCGCCAAGCUGGAAGAUCUGCUGGAUCAGAAACCGCCGUCAAAGACUCAGAGCUCAACCGAGGAUGACAACGAUCUCGACGUUGAGCUCAGCGAUGUGAAUGAGGCGCUGUCGGAUCCGAUUGCUUACAAGCGUAUUCAAAAUUAUCGUCGCAUAAUACAGAUGAAUAGCGCACACGUGAGCAAGCUGAAUGCACUCGCCGCUAAGGUGCAAUCCCACUUGAGUGGUCUGACUGCAUCCGUUAGCGAACUGGAGCAACAGCAGAAGCAGCGCGCCGAGCUGCAGGAUUGGGUUAAGAAGCAACAGAGCUCCGUCUCCGAUUGGCUAAUGCGUCCGUGCAAGCUGCGUCCGGAGGCUGCACAACAGGAGCUCGUUACCAUGAAUGAUCUAUUGAACUCUAUUGGGGACAAGCGGUCCCAGCUGAUGCUCGAAAUGACAGGAUCAUUGGGCGAUGAGGACACCGAUCUGGAUGAUAACAUUGACAAGCUGGAAUCGGAACUGAUGGAUGCCAUAGCCAAGAAGCAGGCGGGCCAAAAUGUCAUCGAUGGCUAUCGCCAGGGCAUGCAGGAUGUGCAGAAUUGGUUCGAUACGCUGAUCAAGCGCAUGGAUGUGCUGGAUCGCGGCUCUGGUCUGAACUGUGCCCAGAAAAUGGCCGCCAUCAAUGAGAUUAAGAACGAAUACGAGCUGCAGGGACAUCCGAAGAUACAAGAGCUGAAGGGCAAGGCCGCCCAGGUGGCUGAGGUCAUUAGCAAUCUGGAUGGUCAGCAGGUGGAGGAGCAAAUGAAGUCGUUGGAUCGUCGUUUUGCCGAUCUGGGCAAGCGCAUCGAUCGUAAGGCCCAGCUGCUGGAUGUGACCAACAAGGGCGUUGAUGGCGCCAAGGGUGAAAUCGAUCAGCUGCAGCAAUGGGUGAAGCAGCAAAUCGAAGAGCUGCAGGCGCCAGCUGCUCUGGGCUUCUCGCCCAAGGACGCGGAGGCGCGCCAGCAGAAGAUCAAGAGCUUGAUGAAGGAUGCCGAGGCCAAGCAAUCGCUGGCCGAUGUGCUCGAGAAGCGCAUUGCCAACAUGCAGCCCGAGCUGGAGUCGGCGGAAUAUGCCCAGCUGGAGUCCGCGUUGCGUAAUCUGAAUAGCGAAAAUCGCAAUUUGGCUGGCGUUCUGAAGGCCGAGUUGGAUCGUGCGCUGGAGGCGAGCAAAGCGCGUAAGGCGCUCGAGAACGAUCUGGAUAAGGCGCGUCAAUGGCUGAAGGCCAAAAUCUCAGAGGUUCGCAAGCUGCCCGUCUAUCAUCCGCUGACCUCCGCUGAGAUCGAGAAGAAGAUCCAGGAGAACAAGAAGUACGACGAUGAUGCCAAGCAAUUCAAUGACAGCGUUCUCACUGACGUCCAGCGUCAAGCUGCCAACAUUAUGAAGGAUUGCGGGGAUGCGGACAAGGCAGCGCUACAGCAAAUCCUGGAUGAAAUUGCCGCUGACUAUCAGACGCUGAAGGAUGAGAGCGGCAAGCGCGGCAAGUCCCUGGACGAUCUGUUGCAGGGACGCAAAGCCUUUGAGGACUCGAUGAAGAAGAUGGGCGACUGGUUGAAUGAAAUGGAGACCGCAACCGAAAGUGAACUGCGCACCACCAGUCUGCCAGUGCUCGAGGAGCAGUUGGCCCACUACAAGAAACUCCUGCAGAAUGCCGAGAACAUGGGCGGCGUGAUCAACGAUGUGUCCGAGCAGGGCAAGAGCAUAUUGCCCACGCUGAGCAAUGCGGACAAGCUGAAGCUCAACGACGACAUCAAGAACAUGAAGGAUCGCUAUGGCCGCAUCAAGCAGACAAUCGAUGAUCGCGCCAAUACGCUGGGCGAUCACAUCAAGAAGUACAAGGAUGCCAAGAAUCGCUUGGCCGAUUGCAGCGAAUUCCUGAGCAGCAUACAGCAGCGCAUGAGGGAGCUGAAUCGGCCCAUUGGCUCCCGAAUUGAGGAUGUGCAGGAUCUGCUGGGUGCCUACGAGGGCAUACUGAAGGAGCUGAAGGACAGCAAGCACAAAAUGGGCGACAUGCAAAUGGACGAUCUGCCCGAGCUGCAGAGCAUCCUGGCGCAGCAGGACGAUAUGAUUAAGUUGAUUGAGGAUCAGUUGGCGCAUCUGCGUCAGCUGUUGAUGCUGCGUGAGCAAUUCAUUGCGCUAAUCAACGAGAUCAUUGCCUUCAUUAUGAAGUACACGGAUGUGAUCAUCGACAUCGAGAACUCACCGGACAGCCUCGAGGACAAGAUCAACAAAUACGACAAUGUCAUUGUCAAGAUACAGGAGUGCGAGGGUCUGUUGGCCUCAGCGAACGAUAAGGGUCAGAAGAUCGCCUCCGAGGGCAAUGCUGCCGACAAGAACAGCAUCACGGAGCAGCUGCAAUCCUUGAAGAAUCAAUUGCAGAAUCUGCGCAAGGCUGUCGAAUCGCAGCGCCAGAAGCAUCAGCUCCAGCUCGAGUCCCACAAAAAGAUGGCUGCCGAGCUGAGCGAAAUACUGGACUGGCUGCACAACAACGAAGGCGUGGCCAAGUCGCGACCCCUGCUCGAUCGUGAUCCCGAGUCGGUGGAACGUGAACUGCAGAAGCAUCAUACACUCAGCAAGGAAAUCGAAUCCCAAUUGCAGAAGUUCAACAAAAUCAACGACAGCGUCAAAACAGACGUGGGCAUGCCCAGCUCUCUGCUGGAAAUGCUCUCCGAGGGUCGCUCUCUGGUCGUCUCGCUGCCGCAUGAGCUGGAGGAGCGCGAAAAGUAUUUGAAGAACAAUCGUGACUCGCGUCUGGAGUAUAUGCAGCUGGUGGCCAAGUUCAACGAUUGGGUGCACGAGGCCGAGCUGCGUUUGCAGAACAGCCAGCAUGGCAUCGACUACGAGCACCUUGUGAACGAUCUGGAAGAGCACAAGAUCUUCUUUGGCAACGAGGCGCCCAUACGCAAUCUGGUGCACAAGCAGAUCCAGGAAGCAUCCGACAAGAUUUGGUCCUCACUCAACAACUAUGAGCAAUCCGAGCUGUCGGCCGAGCUCUCACAGUUCCAAACCAAACUGGCUAAUAUCUUGGCCAAUGCCAAGACCCAGCAAAGCGAGCUGGAGAGAGAGGCGGAACGCUGGCGUGAAUAUCAACAGUCCAUCGAUCGCGUCAAGGCCACCAUUGAGCGCACUAAAUUUAUCGAUGAGCCCGUCCAGAAUUUGGCCGGAUUGCACUUCAAUAUUCAGAAGCUGUCGCAUGCCAUUGGAAAUGUACAGAGCCAAAACAGUGACCUCUCGCUGGUGAAUCAGCAAGCGCAAUCUCUUAUACGCCAAGCGGACGCCCGCAAUCGCCAGUUGAUUGAGCAGGCGAACUCAGCGCUAAAUCGUGAUUGGCAGGACCUGGUGCAUAGCCUGGAGCAGAGAAGGGAUAAGCUGCAACAGUUGGCCGAGCACUGGGAUAGCUUCGAGAACGGUCUGCACGGCUGGGAGAAGGCAUUAGGUCGCUUGGAGGAUAAGUUCCGCAAUGUCGACCCAACUGUAAGGUCGCGACGUCAUUUGGAAGAUACAAAGAAUGCCAUUCAGGAACUGCGUGAAGAAUCAAAUGAACUUAAAUCAUCACAUAAAGAAAUCGAAACGCUCUCAAAAUCCAUCCUCACAUUCCUUGGGGAAGUACACAAACCCUCGGCGGAGGCCAUACAGGCCAAAGUGGAUAAGUUAGUUGAACAGCAAGCAAAAUUGAACGACACGCUACGCGAGAAGGACCAACAGGUUAGCAGGGAUCUCGAGGAGAUCGAGCAAGUGUUCCGCCGCAUCUCACAGCUGCAGGACAAAUUGAACGCACUACACGAACAGCUUCAGGCCGUACACGUCUACGACAAGCACAUUGCCCAAACGGAACAGGCCCUCAUCAAACUCAAUAGCCAGGUGCAGCAGGCCGGCGAGGAGAGUCGCGCGCUUGUCGCGCAAACCCAAGCGCUCUAUCAGACCAAACAGAAUCAAUUGCCCAGUGAUAUUGCCCAGGAGUUUACCGCACUUGAGCUGCUAGCAGAACGCGUGCAGGUUACUAUGGAAACCAAAGAGAAGGAUUUCAAGCGCGCCAAGACCGUGCGCACGGACUAUUUGGCCGGUGUCGAUGAGAUUCAGCGCUGGCUGCUGCAGGCCGAGGUGCAGGUGCAGGAGCGCACCCUGGAGCCGACACAAAUGAAGGAGCUGCUGCAGCGCAUCAACCACGAAAUCGGUGCCAUCUACGAACGCUUCACGCUGGUCAAGACCAACGGCCAGCUGAUCAUUGAGAAUUGUCGCAACAGCGAGGAGAAGACGCUGGUGCAGUCGACCAUUGAUCAGCUGGCCGCACAGCUGGCCCAAGUGCGCGGCUGGCUGGACGAGAAGAAGCAGGCUGUGGGCGAUAGUCUGGAUGCUUGGACACGUUUCAUGAAUCUGUACCAGAUUGUCAUGUCCUGGGUAGCGGACAAGCGUACGUUCAUCGAUCAGACCAUUGAGCUGCGCACGCUGCCCGAGGCGCGAUCCAAGCUGAACGACUAUGUGACGGCUGUGAAGAGUAUUAAACCGAUUGUAAAGCAUUUGAGCGAAAUGGAUAAGGAACUGGAGCACAUUGGUCAAGUGACGACCGUGGGCGAUCUCAAGGACAAACUGCAGCAGGCCGAGGAUGCGAAGAUAGCCGUGGAAGCAGUGCUGCUGGAGAGGAACUCGCUGCUGCAGGAGGCCUGCGAAGAGUGGGAUCAAUGUGAGCGCAAGAUCAAGGAUAUCCGUGCCUGGCACGAGAAGACCAAACAGACCUUAGACUCCUCGCCACAGCAAAAGAAGCCGCUGCGCGAUCAGCUGGGCUACUGUGAAAAGACUCUGGCCGACAUAAAUGUGCAAAAGACCAAACUGAGAUUGUCUAUUGAAAAGCUGGAGGUGCACUUCCGCAACGGCAUGGGCGGUGAUCCGCGCCUGAGCGAAAAUGUUGACGAUUUGGUGCGCGUGCUCGAUGGCCUCGGUGAACUGGUGAAGGCCAAGUCACAGAGUCUCGAGCAGACGCUGGCCCAAAUCGAUGUCUAUCAACAGCAAAUGCAAACGCUCCGCCAGCGUAUUAUACAGGAGGAGCAGCAGCUGCGUCUGGUUAUGGCGCCCACGUACUUGCCGCACGAUCGUGAGCGCGCAUUAGCCGAGCAACAGGCAAUGCGACAAUCAAUCGAAGGCAUGCAGCAAAGCUACGACGCAACCGCCGCCCAAUCCUAUGCUCUGGAUCCACAUUCAGUGGUAACCACUUCAUCGACUGUCUCGUUGCUUAUGAAGCCAACGGCAGUAGGUCUAACCUAUGCUGAAGUGUUAUCAGGACAUGCGAGUCCGGUAAGCAGUAAUGAAACGGCGACGAUCCCCCGACAAGAAAUUCAAGAAACUCCCGACACGACCACGACCCAGACAACAAUAACGACCAGCCAAAACCAGCAAGAACAACAACAACAACUACAACAACAGUCACAUUCACAAACAAACCUUAGCCAGCGGAAUACAAUCACAACAACGACAACAACAACAACCACACGAACUAAAUUUACCUCAAACGUACGUACGCAUGAGGAAGAGGAAACGAGCUCGGAACCGAUAACCACUGUGCUCUACCAGCGCAAACAGCGUGUUACACCACCCAGCAGCGGCAACAAUACUACCUCCGAUUAUGAAGAGACAACUAUCAGCAACUCGCAAGUGGAUACGUCUAGCAGCACAUCAACAGUAGAUCAACAAGUUCCUAGCAUUAGCACUAAUCCGAAUAGUCAGUUUAUCGAAAUGGAGCGCAGUCAGCAGCGUAUGAAUACGGGUAAGAAAUUGCAGCCGCCGCGUCCUGAACGUCGUGCACGUUCACCGCGGCGCAGACGCGAACCACAAAGCGCUGCUGUACAGGUGGAUAGCACACAAACGCAUCAGCAACAGCAACAUCCUCAACAACAACAGCAAUACCAACAUCUGUAUCUGCCUCAAGAGGAUCGCGCGCGUUCGCGUAGCCCCAUUUGGGUGCCGGGUUCGACAUCGUAUGCAGAAGUAUUGCGUGGUAUGGAACUAGAACGUCUAAAGGCCGAGGAGUUGGCUAGGCAAACGGCCCAGCCGCAUACCGAUCUGACCAUACAGGAUGUCGUAGACGCCAGUGGUGCAGCGGGAAAUAUUUUUGUGCCACAUAACAAACCAGAACAGCAUCAACAGCAAAUGGAGCAGUUCAUAGGUGAGCCCAGUUCAGACUUGGGCUACGCUCAGCCGCAGGUGGAGCAGAAGCAGAUAUCCAAUUAUGAAGUGCCCAUGACUGCGGAGGAAAUAGCCGCCACCUAUUUGCAACCAGAUCUACAGCUGUAUCAGACCAUGUAUGAGAACGUGGCCGACAGCGGUCAGUGGAGCUAUGUGGCUGGCUCAAGCGGCGAGCCACAGCAGCAGGCAGUGCCACAAAACUACUAUGAUCAAAUGAUGCAGAUGCAAUAUCCCAUACAAUACCAGCCUGUGGCAGGGCCGCCGACGACGCAGUACCAGCUGCUGACGGGCUAUUAUCAGCCCGUUGCGCAAGCCGAGAGCUAUCCAACGGUAUAUACGACGGAGCCCUCGCAAAUCUAUUACGCCCAACAGCCGCAGGUGUACACACAGGAGUAUGCCCAGCAACAGCAGCAGCAGCAGCAAACAGAAAUUAGUACGGAGGUACCCGUCUAUCAGCCGGACAUUGUGAAUCAAUCUUAUCUGCUUGAGCCUUACCGUACGGAAGUGAAUCAGGCAACAACAUCCACAACAGGUAAUAGCGUACGCGACGUACUGACAACUCUCGCAUCGAUGGUGCAACAGAUCGGCGAGCCGCUAACAACGAGCACACAGCUAAUUCAGUCGACGGUUGUCACGCCACAAGUCGCUCAGGAAGAGGUGCCAGCACCACAGCCGGUAUUCAUUGAGGAGCAUGUGCAGAUGCUGCGACCAGUCGAGCCGCAAGAGUUCGAAAUGGAUGAACCACGUCCCGACAUAACUUUUGGUCAGUUCGAUGUCGAUGCAAUUGAGACAAUACCAAUUGAGGUGCCUCAGCCUCAACCUCAACCACAACCCCAACCACAACAGAACAUAACCAAAACGACAUUUGUGGAGCAAACAAUUACCUCGCAACAGAUACAGCCAACUGUGAUAGCACAAAAUAAGGAUACUGAUAUUGUUGUCGUUCGUCCUCAAGUGCAGCAGCCCAGCAAGAAUGUAUAUCAGCAACAAGAUCCCAGUACUGGCAGCACCUAUGCCGAAGUGCUAUUUGGCCAACAGCAUAGAUCAGCGCAUCCAGUUUUCCAGCCAUCCAGUCAACAGCAACAAAUUCCAGUACGUGUUGCGGCACCCAUAUCGCAAAUUCGCAAUGCUGAGCACACUACAACAACGACAACAAUAACCACAAAGUACACAACGUCGAGCACUGCGACUUCAAAGGGCCACCAAGGCAGGUGGGCAGAGAAGUCCGAUGACAAUGCUGAAGGAAGGACGGCGAGGCCCAAACGGCAACGACAUGAGCAACAACCUGAGCCAUUGCCCAUUAAAGUCAGCAACAGGAAAGAGCCAAAAGCAAGCAAGAAGCACAAGUCUCCAGAGACAAAUGGCGCUUCGCACAGUCAUAUUGAGAGCGCGCCAAAGGUAGUUUUUGUCGAAGAGGUACCUAAGCCUGAACCGAAACCGAGAAAGUCUAAGAAGAGCAAACAUCCAGCAGAAGAGUCUUCGGAUAAAAAGAUUGUGGAGCCACCUCAGGAAGAAAAACAAACUGUAGAAUCGACAGUUAUCACUAAGAAAACUGCAAAACAGACAAGAGAUAGCAGCCGCGAGGACAAAAAGAAGCCAACGAUUGUUGUCGAAACAACAAAGGUUACAUCAAAAACAGUAGAGCCAAUCGUUAAGGUUACCAAGCAGGAAACAAUGGUCGUCGAACAACCAACAAUAGAAGCGGUCAUUGCUCCAUCAAGGAAAGAUAAAAAGAAGGCUAAAGCUGAAAAGGUAGAGGCUGUAACUGUUACGAAGAAACAAGUUGAGCCUAUUAAGGAGGCCAACAAACCAAUUGAGUCCACUGCAUCAUCUAAAUCGAGUGAGAAGAAAACAACUGUGGUGGAAACUUUGAUCUCUGCGGUGUCCACGAAACAAGCUGAGCCGAUUCAAGAAAUUGUAAAGGCAGCUGAAAAUAUUGUUGUAGUGGCUCCCACAAUUGUGCCAACAUCGCCUGUUUCUACUCCAAAUAAAAAGGAUAGGAAGAAAAAGACAACUGUUGUGGUAACUACAACUACUACAACUGCUGAAAAACAAGAUCCAAUCCCAACUAAAACUGAAACAUCAGAGAAAAUCGUUGAACCUAUUGCUGAAGUCAUUGAAUCUGUUAAAGCUGUACCUGCUGCUGAACCAAUUCCUGCUGUUGAAGCAGCUAUAAAAACGACAGAAUCAAUCGCUGUAGUGGAACCGACUAGCACAGUUUCUGCACCACCUAGAGUUCAGCAAAAGAAAUCGAAAACUGUGGAAACAACAACGGUAACAAAGAGCAUCGUGGAGCCUAUUGUGGAGGUCAUUAAGCAACCGGAAAUAGCACCAGUUGUGGAAAUUACAAAUAUCAAAGUUCAACCCGUAAUCGAAGCCACCGCAGAAAAGAUCAUUGAAAAAUUGAUUGACCCUGAACCGGAACCUGUUCAAGUGAAAAAGAAUGAAACGGAAACACCAAAAAGUGUUGAGCCAGUUGAGCCUACAACGGUAUCUAGUUUCGAUACGAACGAAACAUUACUGGAAAGCGAACCCGUGGUAACAACUUCGACGAACACGAUUUCCACAGAAAGUGGCACGACUACAAUUACCACCAGGACCAUAACAAAGCACAUUACCAAGCGCAUCGUGAAGCGUAUUAUAGAUGGUAGAGAGGAAAUUGUAGAAGAAGAUGUCAUUGAUGACCUGCCCGAAGAAAAUAUAUCUGUGGAGCAAUUCGAUUUGCCUUCAGUUGAAACGACAAACUCUGUACCCGGCAGUAUAAUCGUUCCUGGACUAAGCUCAACUCAGGAUACAACUGUUGUUCAAGGCGGUUCAAUUACAAAAACGACAAUAACUAAGACAAAGCGUAUACUCAAGCGCAUCACUGCCGAUGGCGAAGAAAUCGUCGAAGAAGUAUAUGAGGAUGAACCCGAGGUGGAGCGUGACAUAACAUUGUUACCGACUACAGUGAUAACUUCUAGGAAUGAUACAGCUCAGGAACAGCCCAUAGGAUCUCAAGAAGCCAUAAUCGAUGCAGCGCAACUUGCUGUCGACGAAAUUGUUGACAAGGUUGAGCAAGUAGUUGAGCCCGAGCCUCAAAAGCCACCGCGUAAAGACAAAAAGGAACAGGAUACUGUCAUCGUCGCAGAAACCAUCAAAAUUGCGGAAGUCGAACCUGAACAGAAACCACAAAAGCCAAGCAGAAAGGACAAGAAGAAGCAAAAGAAAUCUGAAAGCGAGGAAGUCAAACCAAAGGCAGAGACUCCCAUUUUACAAAACGUUGGCGAAAUAACCGAGCCACAAUCACAACUAGAAACCACAGAGCCCCUGAAUACAACAAGUGCAAUUACAACCGACGAGAAACAAAUUCAGUCAUCGGAUGGAUCUGCAAUCAGCGAUGAUGGCAGUCUAAUCAAAACCACAGUCAUUCGUACAACAAAGAUAGUGAAAAAGAUAAACCAACAAGAGAACCAGGAGAUGUCCACAUCAAUUCAUUCGGAUGCAACUUCAUUGGAUUCCUACGAAUUCGCCGAAGAAGCUGCUGAAGAGCCCAAAAUUGAGAAAUCUGAAAUGAGCAGCCGUGAGAUCAGCGACGAGGGUGUAGUUAAGACAACCAAAACGACAACUAUUCGUACUAUUAAAAGUGCUAAAGCUGAACCAGAAAAGGAACUUGUACCAGAAGCAAUAAGCGAAGAGGAAAGUUUACCUGAAGCUCAGUCAACAGGUGUAACUGAAGAUGGUUCGGUUUUGAAAAAAACAAUCGUGCGUACUACAAAAAUAAUAAAGAAAAUUACUCAGGACUCGGAUACUAUUAGCGAUCACAGCAGUACUUCAGAACCUGCUUUGGAAACAGUUGAAACCAUAAUUCAGGAUGCUCCAAUAGUUGCUGAAUCUGUAAUAACCGAAUCGAAUAGUGAGGGUAUUACCAAAACUAUAACCACGCGAACCACAAAGGCCGUUCUUGAGAGCACAGAUGAACCAGCAGUUGUCGAGCCGAAACAAAUUGAAGAGCUGCUAUUGCCAACGCCGCCAAGUACAGAGGUGCCGGAAAGUAGAAAUAUAAAAUCUACUACGCUGGAUUUCAUAGCCUCUGAAAAACAGUCAGCCGAGCCUGUACCCGAAAAGAAGACGCGCAAAUCAAAGAACCAGAAAAAGAAUAACGAAGUUGCGAAUAAGCCAGCGGCGGAUAUCCAGGUUGCUACUCAGGAACUUGUUGCUCCAGUUGAAGAAGAACCCAAACAAACUGCUGAUAUUACUCGUGAAACCGUUGCUGAGCCCUACGAUGCUAAUAUUAACAAUGAUGUGGUAAAAACAACAAUUACCAGAACUACAAAAAUUGUUAAGAAAGUUUCUCAAAACGUGGAUAAACAGAGUGCUAGCGAAAUUCAGGAGAGUCAAACGCCUGAAGAGCCAACUCCAGUUGCUGUUGAGCCAAUGAAUGAUGAGGCUGGUGGUGUAACAAAGACAACAACCGUGCGUACGACGAAAAUUGUAAAGAAAUUAAACGAAGAUGGAGAAACAACAACAGAGAGCAGCACAAUAAGCGAACCAAUCACUGUGCGAGAAGCCUCUCCAACAAUAUCGGAAUUACCAAGUGAAGCCUCAACCACAUCUAGUCAAAUUGAUGGGGCUAUUAUCAAGACAACGACAAUUCGUACAAUGCGUAUAACUAAGCGCAUAACAAAUGACGGACGCAUAGUUUUGACCGAGAGUGACACACCUAGCGAUGUUAUAGUUACAUCUAGUAUUGAAAUGCCCGAUCAUAGAUCCACUAGUCCCAUUGUAACGUCAAGGCUGGAAACAGCUCCAGUUGUCACAUCUAGCACUGAAAGUAAAUUACCUAAUGUUGGUGUCAAUAUUGAGUUGGGCAUUAGGGAUUCGGCAGGCAAAUCUGGUGUAAAGGUUGUAGGUAUCGAGACAACUGAGCUACCGACUGUCAACACAGAAUAUACUUCGACGAACGGGGCUGUGAAUGAGUCAACGCGCAUUGCCACUACUACAACGACAACUACCAAAAAUACCAUACUUACAACAACCCGUCAACGUAGCUUCGAAACCGAAGAUGGCACAAAUGUUCUUUUCGUUGGAGAAGGCAUUGACGGAGCCUACCCACCAGGCACUGUACAGAAAAUUUCUCUCAUUACUCAUGAAGAGAAACUGAAGACUCCUAUCGUGAAAAUGCAUCUAGAUUUUCCAGAGGUUAGUCUUCGCGUGACUGAGACUGUUACUGAAAAUCGAGAGUCCCUACAGAAAACCGCCGAUAGUAGCGAAACUUCUAUAGUUGAGUUCACAGAAGCGAAGCCAGAAGUAGUCGGAACUGUUGAUGUGACAAUUACAGAUUCACUGAAACAGCAAAAGGAUGAGGAAAUUCCAAAGAUAGAUUCAAUAGAACAGGUUGAUAAGCCAAAGGUUGUAGAAAAGAAUAAUGAGCCCCCGUCUGAUUUAACUCCUGAGGAGCAGAAAUUAUUCGAAGAUAUUCAAAAGAAACUAUCCAAGAAAGAUAAGAAAAAGCGACCAGCAAUCCCUGAAGAGUUCAUUAAGCAAGAAACAAUUCAGGUGCUUGUUGAGGAAAGUAAAGGUAAUGAGACCGUUAAAUCACCGAUUGUAGAUGACAAACUGUCUCUCACCCCGAUUCCUCCAGCCGACAAUGUUCUAGUAGACUUAGUGCAGAAUCUUUCUCAAGAUAUAUCAUUGAUUUCAAUUGCAAAGACCAUUGAGCAUGCCAAGGCUGAUAUACUUUAUCGUGAAAGAAUGCAAGCAACGCCAGAAAUUCCUUUAGAUAUUCAAGUAGAAACGCAAGUUGAUAUUCCAUGUGAAAUCCAGUUACUCCCCGAACCUACUAAUAUUGCUAAUCAAGUUGUUCCUGCCAAGCCAAGCGCAUUAACUGCUGAAGCAUUUGUGGUUAACACGGAUACCAUCACUCAAGAGCUCGACGAACUACUCCAAUCGCUCUCAACCAUCGAGGAUGGCAUUGGAAACAUGAACCACAGCAGCUUGGAGGGCAUGCAACAGGGACUGAAGCUAAUCCAAAAGAAUCUGGAAGUACAUGAGAAGGAAGCCCUAAAGCUCAAGGAUCAAGCUAAGACAUUGCCAACAGACCCAGGAACUGAGCGUUUGCUAAACGAGACAGUAGAUCGCAUCGAUCUGCUGUUGAGGCGUACACAACAAGGCAUUUCCAUGAUAGCCAGCGCGAUGCAUGGCCAAAAGAAGCGCGAGGAGGAGAUCGACGAGUAUCAGAAGCAUUUGUUGGAGCUGGAGCGCUGGAUCAAUGAGGUCUCGGCGGAGCUGGCCUCGUUCGAGCCCACCCCGGACAGCAGCACCGACGAGCAUGUGCUGAAGACACAGGUGGAGCGUAGUCAGCAAUUGCUGCGCACUCUGAAGGAUCGACAGCAGUCCAUGGAGGAUUUGGUGGAGCAGACGCGUGAGCUGCAGACACACCCCGAUGUGGCGCCAUUGGCCGACACACUGAUGGAACAGCUGCAGAGCAUCAUAAUCAUCUUGCGGGAGCAGAUCACCGUGGCCACCAAGCGCAUCUUCACCAUUGAGAAGCGCAUCGUGGACCUGCGCAAGGCCAAGCGAGAUGAGUCACAGCGCCAACGCGUGCUGGCCGAUGCACAAAUACUGGCACCAGUCAGUGUUAGCGCAGCGCCCGAAUCCAUCGAGUCCAAUGAGAACACAAUCGACUCCAGCUCCAUGCCGGAAGAGGAGAUCAAGCCAACUGGUGUUUAUGUGGAGACACAAACAUCGCUGAGCCUGCAGCAGCAGCCGGAGCAACAACAGCACCAGAUCGAAACUAGCAAUGUGGAGGCCCAGACCAGCUUCCAGGAGCUUCCGCCAUUGGCCGCCAUUGAAACUGCAGAAGUCGCGCUGCAGACAAUCAAAGAACGGCCACCGACUGAAAACAUAAUGGUCACACAGACUGUGCAGGAUGGCCAGGAAACGAUACAGAUUGACACACAGCUCAACAAGAAUAUACCCGAAUCGCCGGAGGAUGUGGAGAUCGAGGCGCGUUACCAUCAGCAGCCCAAGGGCGAUGUGGAUCGAGCCACAGAGCUGAUCCUGAAGAAUGUGCCACAGGCCUUCGAAACGACAUUUGUUGAGCCCGACGAAACCACAACCGAGGUGGUUGUCGGUGCCGAUGGCACCAAGCACAUUGUCGUGAAGAAAGUCACGCGAACGCGCCAGCAAAUCGUGCAGCAGCAGCAGAUUAGCUCCAUUGAAACGGUUAGCGAUGCUGACGGCAACAUUGAAGUGCAGUCAACCGGCCAGAUAAACCUGGAGAAUGUGCAGACUACGGACACUGAGGCCGAUCCAGACCAGAGUGCCUAUCGCACCGUUGUAACGCAGCAAACGCGCGGCACGCUGCUGGAUGGCUCCCAACCGGAGGCUGUGGUUGUCAGCGAAUUUGAGACGGAGCCGGUCAUAGAGAAAUACGAACAGCUACUGAGUCCCGAUGCCCAAGGCAACUUGCAGCCAUUCCGUGCAGCGGCCGGCGAGUCCGCAAUGGAUGAUCGUCUAGGCGGCAGCAGCAUACACACAGUUUUGCAGCAGGUGACGCGAAAGGUCAUACGCAAGACGCGUAAGAUAAUCAAGCGUGUGGUUGUCAUCGACGGCAAGGAGCACGUGACUGAGGAGGUGGUUGAGGAGCCCGAAGAGAUUGAGGUGACUGAGGAGGAGACAAUGCCGCAUGUCAGCGUGAACAUUGUGCGCACGGUGAAUGGCAAGGUGGUGAGCGAGGAGGAGUUCCAGAGCAUGAUGCAGCAGCCGGGCGUAGUCAUCGAAGAAGUUGCAACGGAUCUGUCCCAACAGACAGUUGAACCGCCGCAACAGGUAUUUGAUAUUGAGUCUAUCAACAUCUCCAACACCACCACCACAACCACACAAGAACAGACAUCACCAACUACAACAACAACAACAACAACAACAACUGCAACUGCAAUUACAACAGAAACGACUAAAGCAGCACCUGUAGAAUUGCCAGCACCUCAAGUAGACAUUGAAGAAAUCGUAAAUGUUGAAACUAUCAGUCCCGUUAAUGUUGCAGAAUCUGCAGUAACAGUACCUCAAGAGCCCACAACCACCACUCAAGUAACCACCACCACCACCACAACAAGAACAGCAACAUCAGAGAGCCAACCCGUGGUGGAAGAUAUUAAGGAAAUUUGGCCACAGGAGCACCAUUUGGUAUCCACAAAUAUAGACUUCUCCCAGCAUGUCGAGGAGGUGACACCACCAGCAGUUCCCGCCAGUCCAGAGACAUCAAUGCCUGCCGAAACCAUUUGGCCAACUAGUCCAGAGACUGGCAACUCCAUCUCACUGGAAUCGUAUGUGUUUGAGCCAACGAUCCCAGCCGCUGUUAGCAUCAAAUCCGAGACAACAGAGGAAACACAAGAAAAGACUGACAAGCAACCGGAAGAGCCGCUGCCUGAACCCAAAACUGAUAUAGAAGCCUUCCUGGCCGCUGAAAAAGCGCAAGCUCUGCCCGCCAUAAGCCAAACUGAAGUUCCCGCCACACCGAUAGCCCAACAGGUGGAGCCAGAAACAAUUGUGGCACAAAUUGAGCCAGAAAUUGUGCAAGCUGAAGAAUCUGUGAUAGAAGUGCCUCCCAUUGAUAUUGCCGAUAAGGAGCUGGCGACGCCACAAACCGACAUAAAUGUGGCCACCCAGCUCUUUAUUAUGGGCGAGGCAGCCGCCUCGGAUUCGCCGCGCAAGACCUAUCAGAUAACGGCGCCUUCUGUGGAGAGCACUGGAGCUGGUGUGCUCAAGGUUGCGAUGACACCGCCGACAGAGCAUGAGGAAACCAGUGCUACACCUGCUAAGGUAACCAUGACCAUCGUGGAGACUGUCACAGCACCUGUAGACCAGGACGACGAUGCGUCGGCGAAGCGAAGUCGAAAGAAAAAGAAGAGAAGAGAUGAGCCAGAAGAAACGAUUGAACCAAAGCAACCAGAGCCCAUUCCCACUUCCGCUCCCGUUCCCGUUCCAUCGUCCGACAUUGAGCCGGAAUCGGUGCAGGAGACAGGCUACGAACCAGAGGAAAAGUCUGUGAGUGAGAAUGUUGAUGAGGAUUCGGCUGACUCGAAGAAGAAGCGCCGCAAGAAGAAGAAACAAAAGGAGAAGCCACAAGAGGAGGAAUCACAGGUGCCGCUCUCAUCCGAUCAUUCUCUGCGCGAUGAUGAUACGACCAGCAUGGAGUCCGAAGAUAAACUACGUCACGAAGCAGUCGUCGAGAUCAGCACAGAGAGUGACUUAUCGAGCAUGGAUAUUGACCAGAGUGUCAAGGUGGUGGAAGACUCGAUCAUACCCUCGCCCACAGAGCAGUCGCGUGAUCCAUUUACACACGUGGUUAUACCCACAGAAAUUGUAGAGCUGGCGGCUCUCGAAGAUGUGGAACAACAGACGACGCCACGUGUAGCCACGCCCCCGACAGCUGCCACCGAACAGGAUAUGAAAUCAUCUCAGACUUCACCCCAGCACAUGCCCAAAUUGGAUGAGACGGCGGUGCAAACGAGCCUCGAUGUGCAGCCGGCUAAUCAGGAGAGCGAAUCGCAGACCCUGAUUGUGGAAAUCACCGAAACCGAAGCACAGACAACACCACGCACCACCGAGCAGCCCGAUCCCAUUGAGACACUCAGCACGGAAAUGCAGACCGAUGAGAAUGCUCAACCUCGGCCAACAGUGGAAAUUUCCAGCCAGACCAUUGUGACAACCACCACCGAAAAGGAGCUGCAAACCACUCCAAAAGAUUCACCACGACUGGCUGAAUCGAGCAGUGACCACAUCAUCCAGCCCCUAGUUACGGAACUGGUCAAAGACAUGACCAUUGACCUGCCGGUGCCCACAAGGGAGCAGUCCACAUUCAUGGAGGACACUGUCACCAAGGAGACUCAUAUGCAAACGAUUACGCCCGAGCCAACUGAAGUCGUGGCUCGCCAGCCUGAAGCACCUGUCGAGGUCAGCGAUGUUCUUGUGCAGACCACGCCGCGUGAAGAGCCACAGCCGAUUUCCCUAGAUGAUAACUCUUUGACAGCCACAUCGAUAUCUGAGCCCUACGAGCUGGAGGUGCGAACCACCGUGGCCAUACCCGCUGACUCGGAUACGUCUGUGGUGGAGCCAACGCUGUACGAAUACACGCAAACAAUGCAGCUGCCCAAGCCCGAGCGGAAAAAGAAGGGCAAGGGCAAGUCCGCGCCACAGCCAACUCCAGCGCAGGAUUCACAGAUCAGCGUAAGCGUCGAGAUCGCACCCGAACUCUUGGGCGAAUCUGGCAUUGUGCUCUCGACCAACCAGCAAAUUGAAGAGGUGCCACACCUGCCGCCAGUGCCGGACUUUGAGCCCGCUGAAGCGGAUCAGCAGAAGCCACCGCAGCGCGUGCAAUUGCAGAUCACAAAGACCACGGUGUACGAUGAAUACCCCGACUUGCCGGUGCACAUUGUUGAGCAGAACAAGGUGAGCAUUGCCGCGCAGCAGCAGAGCGGCAAGCCACGCGGUGGGCCGACAUCUUCGGUAACCAUUGAGGAAGUCGCCUCGCCCACCGAGGAGCUGGUGGUGCCCAUAACGCCAGGCCCAGAUAAUCUGAACGAGCAGAAUGUCUGGAUAGCUGCAACAGGCACCACAACUGUGGAUCGCACUCCCAUUCAAGCUUCUCAGGACCUUAUCAUGAGCGAGGGAUUGCAGCUGUAUCCGGGCACACAAACACAGCUGGCCAAGGAGGCGAUCGGCACUCGCAUCAAGCAAUUGAAGGAGACGACGCCACAGCAGCCGACGCCGCUUACCGAUGUCCUGCACUUGGCCACACUGUCCGAGCAGAUCAAGCAGCUGCCCACCUAUCAGCGCGUGGAAGAGGUCAACGAGGGAUUGAAGGACUUGGAUGAGGCGAUACGCAAGGGCGAUAAGACAGUUAUCCACACCACGGUCAUCACAGUCAUUGAGAAAGUAUCUACCUGGCUGGAAACUAUCGAGUAUCGUGUCUAUCUCAUACGUCAAAACUCCAAUGAAGGCCCAUCCGAGCAGAAACUGGACAACUACAAGGAGCUGAACAAAGAGCUGUCCACAAUCAAGGCGAAUGUCAGUCAUCUCGAGGGACAGCUCGCCAGGACGGAGAAGCCGACGCAGGCGGAGCUGUCUGAGUGCGUGGACACGCUCAAGGAACACAUCGAUGCAGUCGAGCAGGUGACACAGCAGAAUCAUGCCCAGGACAUCAAGGAUCUGGACAAGUGGCAGAACUUUGAGCUGCUCUACAGGGAAGUCAGCACAUUGCUGGAUUUCCUCCAGGAGCGUUACGAGCUGGCAAUCAGUGAGGAGCAUCCGCUGUCCACAAAGCUGGCACUGCUCGACGACCUCGAGCAGAAUCAUGCGGCUGGCCAAGAGCAGUUGAGUCAAUUGAUGCAGACGGCGCGCCUCUUCCAGCGUGAUUUCCCCAAUAAGAAAAUACCAGAGGAUGUCUACCUCACCUAUGAGAAGAGCAAGAAUAUUGGCAACAACAUCGAGGCGGAACGCGAACGACUACUUCAGCUGCAGUUGCUGGCCGAGGAGUACGAGCAGACGCUGAAGAAGUUCACCAAUAUCACGGUGCUGGCCGAUAAGAUGAUGGAGAGCCCCAUUGUGUCCAGCUCCCUGGAGCAGUUGAACAACGAGGUGCAGAAGCAACGCAAGUUCUUCGUCAAUUUGAGCCACUGUCGCGCCAUGCUCGAGUCCCUCGAGGAGAACAUUGACAGCGAGACGCGCGAGAAGCACUCGGAGCUGCACAAACAGCUCUACCAGAAGGCCACACAGCUGCUGGAGCGUGCCUCGGAGCGUUCCUCGAAACUGGUCCAAGCCGCCUCGCGCUGGACCGUGCUGGAGCGGGGCAUGCGCGACGAGCUGCAAUGGCUGCAGGUGGCCCAACAGCGUGUGCCAGACCUUUCGGCGGUUACAUCCGCCGACUAUGAUCAAUAUGCCACGCUCUACCAAUCCCUGAGCAACGACAUCUCGCACCAUUAUGUCAAGAUGACGCAGCUGUCGGGCAUAGCCAACAAGAUGCAGCUACUGGUGCAGGCGCCCAAUCUGGUCGAGGAAACCAACGAUGCCUUGAUUGUGCUGCUGAAGCUGCGUGAGGAGGUGGCGCUCUACUUGCACCGCCUGCUCGUCUUCAAGGAGAUCUGGGUGCAGUACGAGCAGCAGACCGAGAAAAUGGAGGCGUUCGUGCGCGAAGCAGAACAGGAACUGCGCCAGAUCCAGAUACCAAAGCAGCCCACUGAGCAGCCCAUUCCGCAUAUCAGACAAUUCUGGGAGAUCAAGGCGCGCUUCGAGCUGCACAACAACAUACGCAACGAUGCGGGUCAUAGUCUGGAGAAAUCCCUGCAAGUGAUACCGCUGGCCGACGAGAUGUUGCAGCGGCAGUUCCAUGCGCAGCUGGAGGAUCGCUGGCAGGCAGUGGCCCAGGCCAUCGAGCAAAUACAACGCAACAUUGUGGACUGCCUUUCCUCGGAGGAUAUGGCCGCCGACGAGAAACUCAAGCUGGUGGAACGUGAGCUGCAGGAAAUCUACCUGGCCAUGACCAGCAUGAAGGGCGUCAUCAAGAACGAGGAGGAGCUCUGCCUGUACAUCGAGCGUGUCCAGGUGCUGCGCACACGCGUUGGCUUCAUUGGCAACGAGCUGGGCCGCAUUGGCCUCCAGGAGCCCACAACUGAGCCCGAAAAAGUGGGCGAACUCUUCGCGCUCUCGCACAAGAUAACGACACAAAUAACCGAGGAGCUGGAGUUCGCAUCGGUGCUACGGGAUCAGCUGCAGGCCAUCCACGAGGGCAUCAGCAACCAGCGCAAGCAUCAGGCCAAGAUCUCAGUCAUCCUCGAUGAGUGUGAGGCCGCCGAGCGCCAAGGCGCCGACGUUAUCGAAAAGGCCGUCGCCGAUUGCCAGGGCGCCGGCGAGGAGCUCGUUGGCAGCUGGCAGGAGAUAAUGCGCAUACGGCAAAUGCUCCACACGCUGCCCAUGCGCCUGAAGAUGUCCGUGUCGCCGGUGAAGCUGGAGCGUGACAUUUCCCAGCUGCAGGACGACCACGCCUUCCUCGAGAGCAAGUGCACCAACAUUAUGGCCAUACUGCGUAAUCGUCUGGCGCUUUGGCUGCGCUACGAGCGCCAGCUGGAGCUGGUGCAUGGCUCGGUCCAGGAGACGGACUUCAUGAUGGAACUGAUACGUGUCCACGGCCAGGUUGACUACGAGCGCCUACGCAAGGCCACCGAGAGAUUGGAGGGUCUUGCGGGCGAUCUACAUAGUCGGGAGCAGCUGCUGGACGAGCUUAAGGGCGCCGCCAAGCCGCUGAUCGAGAGCUGUGAUGUGCAGAUAGUGGAGCAAAUUGAAUCAUCCGUGCAGGAUGCGGUAGUCGCCUGGAAUGAUACCACCGAGAAUCUGCAACAGCUCUGCACACGCUACCAGCGAGCCGUUGAGCUCUGGGACAAGUACCGGAACGCCUCAGCAGCGGUCAAGAGCUGCAUUGAACAGCAAAUGGACAGCGUCAAGUCCUUGGAGCAACCCUUGGAAACCAUGCAACAUGCCAAGGUCUGCCAGGAGAAUCUAAGCACACAGAAUGAUCGCCUGUUGGAGCUGCGCGAUAUUGUGGCCAAAAUCGCUGCCGAUGUGGGUCUGGAUGCCUCCACGCUGAUGCAAGGUGAGCUGGAUGCGCUGGGUCAGCGCUUGGCCGAGUGCAAGGAUGCCAUAACGACGCUGGCGAAUGUGGCCGAGACGCAGGACAAGGAGCGCAAGGAGCUCGACAGGGAGGUGACACAGGCCAAGGUUUACUUCAGCAAUGUGCAGCAGGACAUUUCGCGUGGCGAGCCACAGACGCCCAAGGAAAGCGAGGAGCAGCUGGCCGCGCUGCGUGCCCAUCUGCAGACGCUGGCGCGCACCGAGGAGCAGCUGCGUCAGCUGCGCGAGCGCCAGCAGAACAACAAUGAGCUGGCGAGUCCCGUUGGGGCGGCGGCGGCCGACGAUAGCAUCUUGGAGGUGCUGGCCAUGUGGCAGAAGAUAUUCCAGGACACCUUCCAGGAGUACCACCGGCUGUCCACGCGCCUGGCCCGCACCCAGAACAGCUCGGAGGCGCUGCGUCUGUGGCGCCAGUACCUGCAGCAUGUGCAAUCCUUCCUGGCCUGCGCCAUACCCGAGGACUACAGCAGCCUGCGCGAGCAGCAGCAGCUCUGCGCCAUACACCAGAAUCUGCUGAUCUCGCAGCAGAGCGUGCUGGCCGAGACCCCGCUCGAGUCGGAGCUGUCGGAGCAGUACAAGGCGCUGACCAACCUGCACAAUGAGACGCUCUCGCGCAUCAUGCAGCGCAAUGGCGAGCUGGAGCGCCGGGUCAGUGGCUGGAAUGCGUACCGCCAGCAGCUGGCUGCCCUCCUGGACUGGCUGCGCCAGCGUGAGGCGGAGCGCAACGCUCUGCAGCUGCGCUACAUCCACCUGAAGCGAGUGCCGCACCUGAAGGCGCGCCUCGACGCGCUGCUGCUGCAGCUGGCGCGCGGCGAGCAGCAGAGCGCGGCGCUGAAGGCGCAGCAGCAGCAGCUGGUGCAGUACUGCGACGAUGCGCUGGCCACGGCCAUGCGCAUGGAGCAGGCGAGCAUCAAUCAGCGCAUCAGCAAUCUGCGCGCCGCCCUCGAGACCUGGCAGAACUUCCUCAAGCGCAUCAAGCAGCUGGCGGACUCGUAUGAGCUGCGCGUGCAACAGCUGCAGGCGGAGUUCGGCAAGGCGCAGCAGCUGCUGGACAGCAGCUCAGGUGAUUCACUGCCCACCACACCCGCCGAAAUCGAGGAGCGUCUGGCCGCGCUGAGGGCACAGCGCGUCCAACUGGGCGCCCAGACGCCGCUGCUGGAGAGCCUGACGGUUAGCCAGGAGGAGCUGAAGGAGUGCAUCAGCCCGCACGACAUGAAGGCCAUACGCCAGCGCAGUUUCCUGCUCUCGCAGCAGCACGCCGACCUGGACUAUCAGCUCGCCGUGCUCAUCAACGCCAUCGAGGAGCGGCUCUCGCUGCUAUCCAACUACCAGGCGCGCUACGGACGCAUUUCGGACUGGCUGCGCAGCCUGGAGGAGCGUGUGGAGCGAGACGGGGAUGUGACCGCCGUGGCCAAUCCCGAGCAGGCAGCCAAGCAGCUGGAGCAGCAGAUCAACGGCGAGCUGCAGCUGCGCGACAAGGAGCGCGAAUGGCUGCUCUCCACGAGCCGGGAGCUGCAGACGCUCUACGCGGAUGCCACGCCCCAGGCGCAACAGGUGCGCGCACAGGUGCAGCAGCAGAGCGACGCACUGAUCGAUCGCUGGAAUCGGCUGAAGUUCAUGUGCAAGCAGCGGGCCACCAAGAUUGGCGAGCUGAAGCAGACGCUGCUGCGGCUGGAGGAGCGCAUUGCGCUGAUACGCACCUGGCUGUUCGAGGUGGAGUCGCAGCUGGACAAGCCGCUCAGCUUCGACAGCUACACGCCGAAUGUGAUCAAGGCCAAGCUGAGCGAGCACGAGAAGAUCCAGCGCUCCAUCGAGAACCAUAGCAGCAAUGUGGGCGAGGUGCUCAACCUGGUCGAAAUGAUGCUCAACGAUGCGGACAGCUGGCGCACCCAGGUGAACACCACGGGCCUGGCCUCGUCCGCCCAGAAUCUGGAGCAGCGCUGGAAGAACGUCUGCAGCCAGUCGGCGCAGCGCAAGACCCGUAUCCUGGACACAUGGAACGCCCUGCAGGAGCUGAUCAAGCUGACCACCGAGCACAAGAAUUGGCUGGCCAAGCAGGAGGCACAAAUGCUGGUGCUCGAGCGCGAACAGAAAUACACGAACAAGCAGAAGCUGGAGGAGCGACAGCAGGCGCUGCGCGCCAAGCUGGAGGAACUGGACGCCGAGUCCAUAAAUCUGCGCAAGCUGGAGCAAACCUAUGCCCGGCUCACCAUGAGUCCCGGCGUGGAGCCCGAGAACAUACAGAAGCUGACGAUGCCCACCAAGGUGAUGCUGAGCAAGUGGCGCAUGCUGACGCCACGCUGCCACGCCCAGCUGGACGCCAUUGACAAGGACGCCAAGCUGAUGCGUGACUUCAACACGGCUCAUCUCGAACUGACCAAAUCCCUAGUGGGCAUACAGAAGGCCCUCGAACAGGUGCCCAGCGCUGAGGAUCCUCAGUUGGCGGGCAGCAGCGAGCCGAAGGCUGUGCUCCAACGCUUGGAAGGACUGGAGCGCAAACUGCAGCAGGCCGAGCAGCAGGUGGAGCAGGCCAAUGCCCUGGGCAAGGAGGCCGAGGUGCGCUCCAAGCAGCAGCCCUCGCAGCUGAAGCACCUGCUCAAACUGAUUGCCGAAUACACAACGCUCUGGCAGACGGUGCAGACGACGCUGACCACGCAGAAGAUGAGCUGGCUGGCCCGUGCCACCAAAGAGGGAGUUGCGCUUGCGGCUGGCGCUGGGGCUGCAUUGCCCGUCAACGAAUCGCAUGCCAGUGUCCAGGUGAACACGCUGUCCCAGCGCAAGCUGCGCCAGGCCCAACUGCAGCGGGAGACCUCAAUUACGGCCAAGGAUGCGUACGUGAUGGAGCUGCAGACAGCGAUUACCGAGUGCCAGAACAAUCUGGAGGAGCUGCAGCGCACCAUCGUAGACAAGACGCGCAAGCCGGGUCCCCAGAAGAUCGCCAAGCUGCUGGGCAACGCCCAGUCGUCCACGGAGCUAGUGAAGCAUCUCAGCCAUCUGCUGCUCACCGAGUGCCAGGCGGACAACGAAGCUGCCCAAGUGGAUGUCGUGUCAGAGCUAGCGUUGCGCUUCGAUACCCUGCAAUCGCAGUGGAAGGCGCGCCAGCAGCACGAUCAAAAUGCUAGUGAGGUCGGCCGGCUAACGUGUCCGCUCUGCACGCAGCGCAAUUGGCAGCAGAUCGACAACGAUCUGUGGCGCCUGGAGCAGUGGCUGCUGUUCGCCGAGAGCACGCAGAAAGCGCAGACGAGCCCGCCCUCGAACAUUGAGCUGCUGGAGGAUGUGACGCAGGAUCAUCGCGAGUUCCUGCUGGAUCUGGAGAGUCACAAGUCGAUCAUCUCAUCGCUGAAUGUUGUGGGCGACCACCUGGCCACCCACACCAUGGACACGGAGAAGGCGCGCCAGCUGCGCUCCCGCCUCGAGGCGGACAACGAGCGCUGGAACAAUGUGUGCAUCAAUGCCACCAAAUGGCAGGGUCUCCUGCAGACGGCCCUGAUGGGCAACAGCGAGUUCCAUCAGACCAUCGAUGAGCUGGUCGACUGGCUGCAGCGCACCGAGAAGAACAUCAAGGCCUCGGAGCCGGUCGAUCUGACCGAAGAGCGCAGCGUGCUCGAGGCCAAGUUCAACAAGUUCAAGGACCUGCGCGCCGAGCUCGAGCGCUGUGAGCCGCGUGUCGUCAGCCUACAGGAUGCCGCCGACCAGCUGCUGCGAGCCGUCGAGGGCUCCGAGGAGCAGUCACAGCACACCUACGAGAGAACACUUUCCAGGCUAACCGAUCUCCGACUGCGGCUGCAGUCCCUGCGCCGUCUCUCCGGCAUCUACAUCGUCAAGCUGGGCGCCGUCCUCGGCUACGAGGGCGACAACCUGGGCGUGCCGCUCCAAAUGUUGUCGAAUGAGCUUUUGGAUAAUACUACAUUAUCAACCUCUUCUAUGCAGGCCGCCGCACCCAACACAGAAAAUGCAAAUCGCAGCGAUGGCGAUGCUGCCGAUGGCGAUGUCAUCAAUACCACGGUUCUGGCUCGAGGUGCACGAUUCCUCGGGCGCGUUGCACGUGCCUCGCUGCCCAUACAGGCGCUCAUGCUGCUGCUUUUAGGUGUGGCAACACUGGUGCCCCACGGUGAGGACUACACCUGCAUGUUCUCCAACACCUUCGCUCGGAGUCUGGAGCCAAUGCUAUCCUAUCCGCAUGGCCCGCCGCCAACGUAAGCCCUGAUGGCGUUCCCAAUUGGAUUAGUGCAAUAAAUUUAGGGUCGAAACAUCCAUCCCUCCCCAACUGUGAACAGUUAAGAUAAAAACCAAAACACAAUCCAACUACCCCCACCCAAGUCCCAAUCCCCACAACAACACGAAUAUGCCUUUAAAAAUGAUAAAAAAAAAAUAACAUAAACCAGAGAAAAAAAAGAAGAAAAUCUAAAAAAAAAGCUGUAAUAUUGAAAGAAAAACACUGUAUACCGUAUUGUAUGUAAGCGAAAAUGUUUGUUAUCAAAAUUCUUGUACAAGAUAUAAGGCAACCGAUCCAACCCGAUCGGGUGUGUUAAGUCAUGUAAAUUUUUGUAAUUUUCCACAAAAUGAAACUAAAUGUAUGUAUAUUAUUUUUGGUAGCUAGACAGUCGAAACAUGCCGAAAUAAAUAUGUACAGAACAAAUAAUGGUAUAAUAUACUAUGUAAACUGAACCCUACUCGACGAGCAUAAACCAAGAAACACUUGAUAAAAAAACAAAAAACAAAAAUGAAAGCAAAAUAAGAAAAAUAACGAUAUAUAACGAAAUACUUUUUCAAGAGACAAACAGAAAUACAUAUAUUAACGAUAUAUACAUUAUACAUAUAUAUUUGCACAGCAAACAUUUAUAUAUAUACUAUAUAAACCUAUGCCCAAAAUUAUAAUGCCCAACAUUUUGUAUAUAAAAACUAAGAAAACGAAAGCAAAAACAAAACAAGAAAAUACGCACACACGAAAAUAUGCAACGAGUAGCGCACGCCUCUCCACAGUCCCAGAGCCAUUGUGGGCGUGGUCGGGCGAAUAUCGUGGAACAUAUUCGCCCGGCCCGGCCAGUGGACAACAGCCUUUAAGACAAACCAUGACCCACAUAGACCAAAUUGCCCAGUGCGCGGAUCAAGAGUCGAACUAUGCUUCCAGUCAGCUGUCGCAUUCAUCUCCCAAACUCUGGAUGUGGCUGCUGCGCUGGGGCUGCGUCUUGACUCUGGCUCCGCACACUGGGCACUAGAUGGCCCCAAGCUGUCUGGGGAUAGACGCUGCCUGGAGCCAAGCUCUCUCCCACGGCUCCUGAGCAGCGGCUCUGCAGCUCUUAGCACCCGCCACAGGUGUCGCUGCUGAAUCCUCAACUAAACAUCUCGCAGCCAAGGCUCUCUAAGACCUCAAAGCAUUCCUGAAACUCAUUUCCAAAAUUUGUACCAUAGACAGAUCGAAAAUCGAAAAACAAGUCCACUAGCUGUUGCCCCUCUCUGCUGUUGGCCUGGAGAAGUGUGCGCGAAAGGCGCAAAACGAAGCAAGUGUCCUAUGCCGGUGCUAAACCAAAUUAAAAAAAAAAAAAAACAAUAUUCUUAAACAAAAUAUAUAUAAUAAAAACUGACAAAUUGCGUAUGAAGAAAGUUGAAAAAAAAAAAAAAAACCGAAAAAUGUUGAAAUAGUAAUGGAACAGGUUAUCCUCCAUCCAGUUAAAAAAAA
Molecule: messenger RNA, 45579 nt
Organism: Drosophila navojoa
Lineage: Eukaryota; Metazoa; Arthropoda; Insecta; Diptera; Drosophilidae
Gene: Msp300
Product: Muscle-specific protein 300 kDa
Biological process (GO): negative regulation of cell population proliferation; nuclear migration
Cellular component (GO): cytoplasm; nuclear outer membrane; meiotic nuclear membrane microtubule tethering complex
Molecular function (GO): actin filament binding
Source: RefSeq, a predicted model, not a curated record